GGAUGGGUCCUCGAGGCCAGUCACACUCCUCCAGACUGCUGGGCUACUAAGCUGGGUGAUGGGGCUGAGUGGAGCAAAUGAGAAGUGAGAUUGAUUGCUCAAUUGGAUGAGGAAAAUUGCAUCUUCAUUGGUCUCUCUGUGGAGAGAUUCCAUUACUAGUGCUCCGUACACUAACCUGUCAGAGCCUGAGAGAUGGCGGGAGGUAGAGAGAGAGAGAGAGAAAGAGAGAGAGGGGGGAGAGAGAGAGAGAGAGAGAUGAAAAGAAUGACGAGAAGAGAACCAUGGGAGGGUAGACUUCUAUUUUUUUGAAUUUUUUAUUUUUACCCCCUUUUUUGUUAUUACGAUCUUGUCUCAUCUCUGCAACUCCCCAAUGGGCUCGGGAGAGGCAAAGGUCGAGCCAUGCGUCCUCCGAAACAUGACCCGCCAAGCCGCGCUUCUUAACACCCGCUCGCUUAACCUGGAAGCCAGCCGCACCAAUGUGUCCGAGGAAACACCGUUCAACUGACGACGAAGUCAGCCUGCAGGCGCCCAGUCCGCCACAAGGAGUCGCUAGAGCGCGAUGAGCCAAGUAAAGGCCCCCCGGCCAAACCCUCCCCUAACUCGGACAACGCUGGGCCAAUUGUGCACCGCCCUAUGGGACUCCCGGUCACGGCCGGUUGUGACACAGCCUGGGAUCAUACCCCAGGCUGUAGUUACGCCACAACACUGCGAUGCAGAGCCUUAGAACACUGCGCCACUCGGGAGGCCGAGGGUAGGCUUCUAGAUACAAAAUGAGCCCCCAGGCAUAAAAAAUGAGUGAACUGUAUCUCCUCCAGAAUUUGAUGUGGUUUUAGAGGACAUGGUGAGAUCAUCAAAACCACAGUGUGUAGACCAAUAAACAAUUACAACGUGUUCUGAGCUGGGUUUGGCCAACUAAGUACAUUUCCUGGGUUAUUAUCAUCUUCUCUCUCCUUAGAGUACACAGGGGCUUGACUGGGCAGGCUUCUCUGAGUGUGUGUGUGUGUGCAUGUGUCUGCCUGCCUGCAUGCAUUAGUAUGGGUGUGUGAUUGUGUGUGUGUGUGUGUGUGUGUGUGUGUGCAGCAGUAGCAUGCUGCAGUGGCAUGAUAUACUGUACACACCCACCCCUGCAUUGUCUCUCCUAGAGCCGAGCACUACCCUGUGCUGUGACACGCUUUUCUCUCAUCUCUCUCCUCUGAUAAUUAUCCGUUAACUCCCAGACAGCCGCAGACCGUAGAGAGAAGGCUGGAUGCACACUGUGAAAUGAAGCACUCAUCAAUUAUCACCUAUAGAUUGAUUACUAUUUCUGCCACUGCCAACAUCAGCAUAGUCAAAUCAAAUCACAUUUUAUUGGUCACAUACACAUAUUUAGCGGAUGUUAUUGCGGGUGUAGUGAAAUGCUUGUAAGACUGCAAUUAAACACACAAAGUGGUAAUGUAGUCUCUCUUGACAUUCAUGACAUUCAUGUACAUGGCUCGUGAGAUGAUCAGUAGUGCUAUAUAGAUCGGACUGACUGGACAAAGCAUCACAACAUAGGAGUGAAUCUGUCUUCUGAAGUGUGAUGACUGUUGGUUAUAUUUAGUCCAUACCAGCUGGGUAUUCAUCUCUCUCUUUAUUUCACCAUUGAAAGGCCCAAAUCCCGUCCUCCUCCUUCUAUACCUCUAUAUAACCACCACCACUACAGCUCUGGAUGGGCUGAUGGCCAGUUUCAGCCUCAGUGCUCCUGUUUGGUCCUGCUUGGUUAUGAGAGCACGUAGAUAGUUGUCUAGCUGUCACACAGGACGUGGAUUAUAUAAAUGUAUAUACUUCUCCUCCCAGUGAUUUUAUCAGGGCAGCGUAGUGUUCAGUGCUCAUCUCUCUCAGGGCUCUCUGGGGGAUGGAGAGCUCUCCAAACUCAUUUUGUGGCAGAAAGGAAAAGAAAUUGGCUGGCAGCCCCUCUGUACUGAGGGUGUGAGGGGUUUAGUCAAAAGAGGAUGAUUGGUGUGAGUUUGUGUGGGAGAGUGUAUGUGUGUGUCUGUGUGGGUGUGUGUGGGUAGGGGGGUCUCUGUGUGUAUGUGUGCAUGUGUUUGCAUGUGCGUGUGCGUGCGUGCAUGAGUUUGUGUGUGUCUGUGUGUCUUUAUGUGUUAAGUGUGCACCUGCCAACUUGACAAAAAAAAAGCCUAACAAAAAGCUUUCCCUCUUGAACAGCAUGCCCCAAGAUACAAUCAGACAUCUCUUAUAGAUUGAAACUGAAUCCAUUCCAUUUGCCUCAUGCAUCUUUCUUCAGUCUGGAUAGAACUGGGAGAAGGCCAUGUUGCCACUGUUGUUAUUGUUGUUGUGUAGAAGGCUUAAUGAAGAAAUGAGGUGAGCUAUGAGAGGAAUGCAGGGGACUGUCGCGCCCCUUCUCCUUCAGCUGAGCGUCUGUCUCCGUUAGCGACCAGCUAACUGACGGCUUAAUGUGCGUCAGGUGCUCCAGAUUCUCUUAACGAGCGAGAGCAGGGGAGAAAGAGGCACAUGCUCCUUAAUUGAAUUCAGUUGAAAGGAGUGGAGAAUGGAAGAGAAUGGAGCAGAGGAGAGAAGAGGAGAGAAGAGAAGAGAAGAUAUUGGGAUAUAUACUGUAUUAGUCUCCUUCUGCCUUUCGUCCUCAGUAACUCUUAAUAGACAGUAAAGGCAGACAGGCAUUCGAUGGAUAGCUCUGUUAAACACACAUCACAAAGCAGGCGAGGUGCCAGGUGGGGGAGGGAGACAGGGAGGGAGGAGGGCUGUUAACUGGGUCAAACUGGCCUCCCAGUUCUGAUUUGACUUUGAAGCCUGAUUUGACUUAUUUUACUAUCUCUCAUCCCAGUCAAGAGAGAUGGGGCGAUAGAGAGAGAGAGAAACAGAUUGAGAGAGAGAACCUCUCCACACUACCCAGUGCCCGCCACUCUGAAAUGAAAUAUCUAAUUGCCUACAUUCUGCUCUGAGCUGAGUGGCCUAGUAAUGCCAGCAUUCCACUGCUGGCUUGCCUCUGAAGCUAAGCAGGGUUGGUCAUGGUUGGUCCCUGGAUGGGAGACCAGCUGCUGCUGGAAGUGGUGUUGGAGGGCCAGUAGGAGAAACUCUUAAACAUAUACAGUACCAGUCAAAAGUUUGGACACACCUACUCAUUCCAGGGUUUUUCUUUAUUUUUACUAUUUUCUACAUGGAAUCAUGUAGUAACCCAAAAAAAAUGAAAAUAUAUUUUAUAUUUGAGAUUCUUCAAAGUAGCCACCCUUUGCCUUGAUGACAGCUUUGCACACUCUUGGCAUUCUCUCAACCAGCUUCAUGAGGAAUGCUUUUCCAACAGUCUUGAAGGAGUUCCCACAUAUGCUGAGCACUUGUUGGCUGCUUUAUCUUCACUCUGCGGUCCAACUCAUCCCAAACCAUCUCAGUUGGGUUGAGGUCGGGGGAUUGUGGAGGCCAGGUCAUCUGAUGCAGCACUCCAUCACUCUCCUUGGUCAAAUAGCCCUUACACUGCCUGUGUUUAUGUGUCAUAAAUGUGUAAUGUCAGGCCUGACAUAUUUUUUGUUUUCUCACUCCCCAUCAUAACAAUGGUAUCAGAUGUAUGUUUCCCUGUAGUUCCAUCAGAGCAGGGAUGGGCAACUCAAGUCCUCGGGGGCCGGAGUGGUGGCACACUUUUUUCACAUCCCUAGCAAACACAGCUAAUUCAACUAAUUGCGUUCUAAACUGAAGAGGAUGAUUAGUUGAUUAUUGGAGUCAGGUGUGAUAGCUGGGGCUGGGGCAAAAGUGUGACACCAAUCAGGCCCCUGAGAACUGGUGUUGCCCAUCCUUACAGCAGGGGGACACAAGCUGUGUUCUAAUACUCAUACUAACAGCACUAACCAUAAUAUUUGUGACGGAAAUUGAGUAUGUAGUAUGCUUAUUGGUCAUAGUAUGGAUAGUGUUAGUAUUCCAAAAGUUCCUGGAUAUCGUACUACAUUCGCCAAAAUACGAAGUAUACAAGCAGUGGACACUAUUUCCGUGCUUUUAGGGCCCAUAAUGCAAUUCUUCCGAAAAUGUGCUUGGCUUCACAACGUUUUCAGAUUUGAAGAAAAUGGCGGAAAAUAUGCAGCCGAAGUCUGACGACAGCGGAUACAAAUUCAUUGGUUUAACUAAUUAUGACAAAUGUUAAGAAAAUGUUGAGGAAUGUAAUAAAGGAAUGACUUUUCAAAUAAGUUACGCUACACGUUAUGUUGGCCGACAAUUUGUUGGCUACACUAUCCUUACGAACCGCAUAGCAUAUCAUUACAGCAGUAGGUACCGGUAUGUUAGUUAGCUACCUAAAGUUAGUUAGCAACUAAUACAUUGAACUUGCCAGUAUAUUAACUAAAUGCUAUCUAACUAACUACCCAACGUUUAUUGACUUGAUUAUUCACGUCAUGCUUAGCUAAGUGGAAUAGUCGUUGUGCGUUCUCAAUGGACAUACAUUCGCGCUGGCUAUCUACUCCGAUUUCAGAGCACUCUCGUCUGAGUGUGCCAGAGAGCGCAGAAUAACUGAUAACUCAACACAAAAAAGCGUAAUUAAAUUGUUGCCAGCAGCACAGUUACAGUUACCAACCCUCUGGAUAACAUGAAAACAGCCUAACCAGCUCUGCUAGGGCGAGUAAAAUGGUCAGAAUGAGGUGUUCUCUCAUUUGUGUCUGGAAGUAGCUAGCCAGUUAGCUUGUGUGCUUGACUGUGGUUGUGAUGGUCAGAACUCUCGGAUCAACCCCUACUCCUCAGAGCGUCCAGUAUACACUCUGAACACUCAGAGAGGGAAACACUGUGAAUAUACAAACGGACAAUCUGCCAACACUCUGAAUUUACGAAUGCCCAGAGCGCACUCUUGCACUCCAGAUUGAAUUUACGAACACACCCAAAGUCGUAAAAUGUCUAGCUAGUCAUUUGUUUUGCUAACAAGCUAGCAAGAGGUUGCAUAGUAACAGCGUCAACUUCCGGUAGACAGGCGUAGCGCUAGUAUGCUCAACUGAAAGGAUACCGUUCGUUUACAGUAUACUAAUAGUAUAUAGUAUGAAGUAUAUACUCAUUAAGUAUGUAGUAUACAGUAUGUUAGUAUGGGUAUUCGAACACAGCUACAGUCUGUAUUGUCUCGGUGGCGGCCAUUUUGGUUAGAAUAAUGAGAAACAUGUUUUGGUGGGUAAAUAUAAUUGGCCCACACCUGUGUGUAAUUAACCAUGUUUUUACUGCAGGUGGGCCCGGUGUGUCUUUGGAGGAGCACAUGCAGAUGGCUUUGUUUUCUUUUGUUACUUAUUUAUGAUUUGUCAUUUCAAUCAUUCCAUCUCUCUCUCUCACUUUCUCUGUCUCUUUCUCUCUCUCUUUCUCCCUGUGUGUGUCUCUCUUUGUCUCUGUCUAUGUCUCUCUCUCUUCACCCUCUCUGUGUGGGAGUGUACAGUGUAAGCCUCACCUGCGUUAGAGGCGAGCGUAGAGCAAUUACACAAGGUCAUAACAGAAAUGUGCCAUGAGAGACACAAUUGCAUUAAGGUUAUGUUUAAUCAAUUUCCCAUUUCAAUGUUGAUGUCCUGUCAGAAAGGGGAGAUUGCCUCGAUUACACAAGUCAUGUCUCCAGGAAAGUGUUUGAUGAAAAGAGAUUUCAGAGAGAUUCGUGUGAUGUUUAAUUUCAGUAGACAAACAGUCAAAUCCCUUACAUUUGGGGCGUUACUGGUAGUUAAAUGGCAGUCAGGGCAGGACAAGUCAAUCCUAGGGGUUGGUCCCAAAUGGCACCCUAAUCCCUAUAUAGGGCACUAUUUUAGACCAGGGCCCAUAGAGAAUAGGGUGCCAUUUGGGACCUCACCUAGAAGUGACGUUGGCUUCAGCACAUUAAAGGUAGAGAUGAAAGGGUGGACGUCGGGAGCUCAGCUGGGUUGGAUCCUAGUCUUUGUGUGGCUGUUUGUGACACUCAUCUAAAGGGUGGUCGGAUGGAGGGAUAACGGUGCAUGGAUUCUAAUGGGCCAAUUUGCAAAGUGUUAUUGUGACCGUGACUUGGUCAAUGUGAGACAACCAAAGACACAACGUCCACCGUUCAACGUCCUUGUAUCACGACCUAGAAAUGACCUCCUCUCCUCUGCACUCUGGAGUCGACUCUUUAUCUAAACUGAUAUAGCCAGUCAACAUGCUGUGUCCCCUCAGGCUCAGAAAGAACUCCCCCCAUCUGGCCACCCAAUCCCGAUAUGCCCCAAAGCACCAUUAUAACAGUGUUUCACAGCGCUAAUUACAAGAAGUCCAAUCACCUUGUCAUAAACACUGCUCCUCUCUCUCCUAGUCACAGAGACAUAUGAUGGAAGGUGUCACUGCUGCUCUACGUGGGUGGUGUGGGAGACGGCUACAGAGGGGCGAGGGGGCUCUGUUGUCAAAGAUGGGGGACUAUUUUUAGGGUUGUAACAGGGUCUGUGUUUGUUUGGGAUGGUGUGUGUGCGUGUGUGUGUGUGCUGUGAUUCCGUGGUAAGAGUGAGAGAGCAAGAGAGGGGGAGGAGAGGGAAAGAGAAGGAGGAGGCGGGAGAGUUGCCUGCAGCAGGGAUCAGGCAUUCAGGAGCUGGCCAUUCUGCUCACUCCUUGUGAAGACAAUGGACAUGUACACAGGGCCGCCCCUAGCCUUUUGGGGGCCCUAGGCAAAACAUUUUAGUGGCCCCCCUCUGGACGGCGGAGAGAAACAUUUAAAGUUUUAAAGUUCCUUUCCUGCAAUUCUACACAUUUUCCAUGGGGCGUAGAGAAAAUGUUGCAGUUUUAAAGCACGUUUAAUGACAUUUUACACGUUUUGCCAUGGGGCGGACAUACAUUUUUGCAAUUUUAUAGCUAAUUUCAUGCAAUUUUAUUCAUUUUGCCAUGGGGCGGAGAGAAUUUGUUUCACGUUUUAAAGCUAAUUUCCUGAAAUUCUACACAUUUUGCCAUGACUUACAGUACCAGUCAAAAGUUUGGACACACCUACUCAUUCAAGGGUUUUUCUUUAUUUGUACUAUUUUCUACAUUGUAGAAUAAUAGUGAUGACAUCAAAAGUAUGAAAUAACACAUAUGGAAUCAUGUAGUAAACAAAAAAGUGUUAAACAAAUCAAAAUAUAUUUUAGAUUUGAGAUUCUUCAAAGUAGCCACCCUUUGCCUUGAUGACAGCUUUGCACACGCUUGGCAUUCUCUCAACCAGCUUCACCUGGAAUGCUUUUCCAACAGUCUUGAAGGAGUUCCAACAUAUGCUGAGCUCUUGUUGGCUGCUUUUCCUUCACUCUGCUGUCCAACUCAUCCCAAACUAUCUCAAUUGGGUUGAGGUCGGGGGAUUGUGGAGGCCAGGUCAUCUGAUGCAGCACUCCAUCACUCUCCUUCUUGGUUAAAUAGCCCUUACAGAGCCUGGAGGUGUGUUGGGUCAUUGUCCGUGAUACCUCCUGUUGAUCAGUGGAGAGCAGCAAACGCCGGGUGUGGGUUCGAUUCCCACGGGGGCCGUAUGAAAAUGAUGCACCACUAAGUAAUCGCUCUGAUAAGAGCGUUGCUAAAUACUAAAAGGUAAAGAUAUAGUCCCACUAAGCGCAAACCGCUGGGAUGCGAUAUAUCUGCAGGAAUGGCUGUGGUAGCUAUGGCUGGUUAAGUGUGCCUUGAAUUCUAAAUAAAUCACAGACAGUGUCACCAGCAAAGCACCCCCACACCAUCACACCUCCUCCUCCACAGUGGGAACCAGAUCAUCCGUUCACCUACUCUGAGUCUCACAAAGACACGGCGGUCAUCAGACCAAAGGACACAUUUCCACCGGUCUAAUGUCCAAUGCUCGUGUUUCUUGGCCCAAGCAAGUCUCUUCUUCUUAUUGGUGUCCUUUAGUAGUGGUUUCUUUGCAGCAAUUCGAUAUGAAGGCCUGAUUCACGCAAUCUCCUCUGAACAGUUGAUGUUGAGAUGUGUCUGUUACUUGAACUCUGUGAAGCAUUUAUUUGGGCUGCAAUUUCUGAGGCUGGUAACUCUAAUGAACUUUUCCUCUGCAGCAGAGGUAACUCUGGGUCUUCCUGUCCUGUGGCGGUCCUCAUGAGAGACAAUUUCAUCAUAGCGCUUGAUGAUCUUUGCGACUGCACUUGAAGAAAAUGUUCAGGAUUGACUGACCUUCAUGUCUUAAAGUAAUGAUGGACUGUUGUUUCUCUUUGCUUAUUUGAGCUGUUCUUGCCAUAAUAUGGACUUGGUAUUUUACCAAAUAGGGCUAUCUUCUGUAUACCACCCCUACCUUGUCACAACACAACUGAUUGGCUGAAACGCAUUAAGAAGGAAAGAAAUUCCACAAAUUAACUUUUAACAAGGCACACCUGUUAAUUGAAAUGCAUUCCAGGUAACUACCUCAUGAAGCUGGUAGAGAGAAUGCCAAGAGUGUGCAAAGCUGUCAUCAAGGCAAAGGGUGGCUACUUUGAAAAAUCUCAAAUAUAAAAUAUAUCUUGAUUUGUUUAACACUUUUUUGGUUACUACCUGAUUCCAUAUGUGUUAUUUCAUAGUUUUGAUGUCUUCACUAUUAUUCUACAAUGUAGAAAAUAGUAAUAAAUAAAGGAAAACCCUUGAAUGAGUAGGUGUGUCCAAACGUUUGACUGGUACUGUAUGUCAUGUUAAUAUGGUACUGUGAGAGUGACUAACAAAAUCAAUGGGGGCCCCCUGGGCACGUGCUCUUCGUGCCCGGUCGGGAAUUCGGCCAUGAUUACAAAAAGUUUAGAUAGACUCAUCUACAUUAUUUUUGCUGACAUGGGCUAAUUGAGUGACUGGCAUUGACUGGCAUAACAAGUGGAAAACUGCUGAUGCACAACCAAAUUUAGAAAUUACGCCUUUUUGUAUUCUACUAUUCUAACGCUCAACAGUUGAGACCCCGACUGAGUCCCCCCCCAAAAAAAUGCCUAUGUCGCUUAUGCACAAGGCCGGCCCUGCAUGUACAGUAAAGCCAAGAUAUGCUGAAUAGAAUGGGGUGAGGGAUGGGUGGAUGGAGAGAUGAAGUGAAGGACAGGUGACCAGGUCCUGCCUCAAUGAUUUUAUAUUGUCUGGAUAUACAGAACAGACUUUCAAUAUGCGUAUUUGUAUAUCUGUCAGGCCUAUGUGUAUAGUGUACUGGUAAAUACAACAUUGGAAAAUAUAGUUUGUGCAAUAACGUAUGUGCAUGUAAACCCCUCUGAGUAAUCCAUAUGCAAAUAAUCACAUUUCCAGUAGGGAUUGGCACGGUUAAUCAAAUAUCCAGAUAUCCGAAAGGACGUUAGUAUUCUGUUACUUGAGUGUGUUUAGAAAAAAAAAAACAUACAAUGAAAAAGCUUUGUCUAAAUUAACAUACAUUUUUAUACCAUGACAAGGAUAUACCAUGACAUUUGAAAUUUAAUGUAAUAAAACAAACAUUUGAAUGUAGUUUUUAUAACAGUGCAUUGAGCGUCUGCUGCGCAUCGAGCCCUACAGGCUGGCCUGACAUCGGUUUGUUAUUAUCCCCACUUCAAAUAGCAAUUACAGGUGCUCACCUAGCGGAGUUCCCACAAGACCUGACACAGAUCAAUGCAAAAUACUCCAGCAAAAUACUACCAGAAAACCUUUUUGUAACAGAAUCAGUUCUAUCAUGGUGAAAAUCAGACUUCUCUUUCGCUGUUGCUGUUAGCCAAACUACCUGAGAAACCUCUGCCAUGUGCAUUUGGGUCAUUGUAUGGUCGAGAGACUCAAGAGCACAUUUGUUCUUUUUUUGAAUUUCAACUAUCCGGAUAUCCAUUUUUUUAAUGAUAUUAUUUUAAUAGUAAAAUCAUUUCUAAUGCCAUCCUCUAAUUUCCAGUUCGAUGUAUAGAUGCAUCAGGGCGUAAAAGAGAGGGCAGGAGGGGGUGUUCUUGCGUUUAUCAUUAUUUCCGUUGGUUUUUGAAGAGUGGAGCUAUCUCAUGUCAAUAGGGAUUUCAAGGGUCUGCAUUUCCUGUCCUCCAUGUUUUUUCCCUCCUAUCCUCCACUUUCACCAAUUUGUUUUGUUGGCUUCCACUGUCAGAAACUGAACGAGGAAGUGCAUAAGCGGUUGUCAUGGGAACCCAUUAAGGUCUGCGGUGGAGGUGAUGGGAUAAUGGACGACACAUUCAUCCCCCCAAUCUCUGAAUCGAACGUUCGCUGUAGUGUGGGAAAUUACAUACUCAUUCUUAUACAUCUCCCUCCUCUAUUUCUCUCUUCCUUCCCCCUUCCCUCUCUCUCACUCUCUCUCGCUCUUACUCUCUUUUCCUAUGCAGAUUGGCUUUUAUCUCCCCCACUUCUCCCUCUCUCAUUUGUCACCCUGCAUAUAUCCCUGUGCCUUUGCUAGAUCUCUCUCUCUACACCUGCAGAGCUCCUUUCUUAGAGGUUCUUCACACUUACUAGACUUUACGCAAAAAUACCCUUGCCUACACAUAUACUGCAAUGUAAACUUGCAAACUUGUCACUACUUGACCGCACGACACACGCCCGACAAUUGCCCACCUCUAAGCAAGGCAGUGUAAACAGAAUUGUCUCGUUGAGCCAACACUCUUUACAGUAAAAAUUGUAAUAGCAUAGCAAUGUUUUUGAAACAGCUGAAAUGUACAGACAUUUUCCUUAUUUUUUAGACUUGUUUUAUUGAGUUUUUACCUGAAAUUGUAGUAGCAGCCUGUUACAUUCUGAAAUUGUCACCAUUACAUUAAAUCUCAAUGGUGUAUUUUUAUUUUUGCUUGACUGCACUGAGCCGCCACCGAGGUCCAGGGUCGUCACUAGUUACCACAGCCACUGUCAUAAAUCCCGCCCAUUUCUAAAAUGUAUGUUCUUAAAAUUUGAUUUUACACUGCUAACCUUGAUCAUCUCCUUUAACUGGUGGCGGAGAGCAGGUUUAUGCUGAAAGACAAAUUCCAGUAAAAUAGGUUAAAACAUGAAUUAAUUAAUCUCCCUUAGCAUGCUAUUGCUGGUUGACUGCUACAGCUGUACUUAAAUGCCCUGUAUACACUCAACCUGCUUCCAGCAAUGGCAAUGCAGACACUUCAAGAUAACUAGCUAGAUUUAGCUUUAUAAUUACCAACUGGCUAGAUGUAAAUGGUAUUCAUCUAGUUAGCCAGCUAGUUGAAAAUGCAAAAAAACGACCACAAAACCUAUAAUCCAAUAGCUAACUAUUUAGCUAUCAUUUCAUUGUGGCUAGCUAGCUUGCCAAUUUAACAUGUGUCCCUAUCACUUAACAUGGGGUUUGAUUAGCUUGCUAAUCAAUUAGCAUUCGCACCAUAGUGGCUAUUUUUGGUAGCUAGCUAGUUAAACAUGACAAACUGACGAACAUGGAAAAAGAUUAUCGUCAUCCAUGGCUUAGUACAUCAGCAAUCAACAUUAACUGCAGAAUGCAACUGGCCAGCUCUGCUAGCUAGCUGGCUAUAACGUUACUUGUAUGCAACUGUAUAGCUAGUUAGCUAUAUAGCUAACAAUAGCUAGCAAUGAAAACAACUUUUUGAGACAGUUGAGACAAUAAUGUAUGUACAGUACAUGUAGCUAUCUUGGCAUUUUAACUGUAGACUCUUACCUGUGUAUGGAUUAUGAUGAUCCACGGCAGACUGAAACACUUAAAAUAAUCCUUCCCACUCGGCUUCAACCAGUCCAGACUGCUUUUUCGAAAGAAGACAGAGCUGUGUCGAUACCAGCAGCUGUAUUCAGGACAACACUGUUAUUAAAAACUGUAGCUACACUUUGCAUGUUGUCCAUCAUGAAAAUAUGAGUAAAUCCAAUGGAUCUUGCCCAGAUUUCUGAAACGGGUCACAUUUUGUGUAGCUAGCUAAUGUUAUCUAGCUGUGUAGCCUAUAUUAUAAUAUAUAGCUAGCAGGAGUUAGCUGUGUGCGUUCUGCUAAUAUAUUGUGUAUGGACAAGAAAAUAAAGCCUUUAAUUGUCUGCACAUGCUUGUGGAUUGUUGCAUUGUUCAGGAGUGUAAUAUGGUUUGGUUGCAUUAUUAAAUAUUGUAAUAUGUUUUAGAAGAAAAGUUGCUCGGAUUGUUAAAUAGUUUGGCUAGUGGCUACUGUGAUAUUCACUUUCAUUUGAGCUGCGAACUAAGAAUGUUGCGUUGUGAAUUGAAAUGUAGGAAUGUCUUUCGCCACUCCACUUCUCAGACUCUCCUUAAUCUCUAGUAGUGGGAAUAGGGUCUUGUGACUUAAUGACUAUUGCCCUGUAGUACUCACGUCUGUCAUCAUUAAGUGUUUUGAGAGGCAAGUAAAGGACCAUAUCAUCUCCACCUUACCUGACACCCUAGACCCCUCCAACUCAAAUCUUUGACCAGUUCCAUUUUUUUAUUGUUUCCCUCUAAUCAGGGACUGAUUUAGACCUGGGACACCAGGUGUGUGCAAUUAAUUAUCAGGUAGAACAGAAAACCAGCAGGCUUUGGACCUCGUAGGGUAAGAGUUGAAUACCCCUGCCCUAGACCCUACUACAAUUCGCAUAUUGCCCCAACAGAUCCACGGACGACGCAAUCGCCAUUGCACUACACACUUCCCUAUCCCAGCUGGACAAGAUAAAUACCUAUGUAAGAAUGCUCUUCAUCGACUACAGCUCAGCCUUCAACACCAUAGUGCCCUCCAAACUCAUCACUAAGCUCAGGGCCCUGGGUCUGAACCCCUGCCUGUGCAAUUGGGUCCUGGACUUCCUGACGGGCCGACCCCAAGUGGUGAAGAUAGACAACAACAUCCUCCGCCACGCUGAACCUCAACAAGGGCGUCCCACAGGGGUGCGCGCUCAGCCCCCUCUUCUACUCCCUGUUCACCCAUGACUGCGUGGCCAUGCACGUCUCCAACUCAAUCAUCAAGUUUGCUGAUGACACAACAGUGCAAGACCUGAUCACCAACAUAGACGAGACAGCCUACAGGGAGGAGGUGAGUGCCCUGGCAGAGUGGUGCCAGGAAAAUAACCUCUCCCUCAACGUCAACAAAACGAAGGAGCUGAUAGUGGACUACAGGAGACAGCAAUGAGAGCACACCCCCAUCCACAUUGACGGGGGACCGCAGUGGAGAGGGUCAAAAGCUUUUGCACUGUCCGCAACCGCAGGGCUCCCCAGAGGGUGGUGCAGUCAGCCCAACGCAUCACCGGAGGCACACUGCCUGCCCUCCAGGACAUCUACAGCACCCGGUGUCACAGGAAGGCCAAGAAGAUCAUCAAGGACCUCAGCCAGCCACGGCUAUCUCCAGGCCAUCAGACUGUUAAACAGUCACCACGCCCAGUACCCUGCCCUAAACCUUAGUCACUGUUACUAGCCGGCUACCACCAAUUCUUUACCCUGCACGUUAGAGACUGCUGCCCUAUGUACAUAGAGUCAUUGAACACUGGUCACUUUAAUAAUGUUUACAUACUGUUUUACCCACUUUAUAUGUAUAUACUGUAUUCUAGUCAUGGCUCAUCCCAUACUGCUGUACACACAAUUUCUAUUCCUAUACUGUCCGUACUGUCUAUACACACCAUUAUAUGUAUAUACAGUAUAUUUAUAUUCUGGACUCUGGAUUCUGGAUUCUGGAGAUUUGGGCUUUGGGGUUUUGGUGCUGGUCCAUUGUGAGUGCCGUAAAGGGACAAUAGGAGCCUGAGGAGAGGAGAGGAGAGGAGAGGAGAGGAGAGGAGAGGAGAGGAGAGGAGAGGAGAGGAGAGGAGAGGAGAGGAGAGGAGAGGAGAGGAGAGGAGAGGAGGGAUUGAGACAGAGAGGUGGCUGGUGGCUGGUGUUUAGGCUGUCUGUCCCCCUGGAUUGUGCUAUGCUGACAGGCUUUAGAGGACGUCUACAGACCCCUCCUCCCUCCCUCCCACCCCCCUCUGUCUCUCCUCAACUCAUUGUUGCACAGACUCCAUGCCUCCCAUUCCCUAAACUCUAAUACUACACACAGAUUGACACACCAACAGACAGAAACACACACACAUAUUUCACACAUGACUCUAUGUUUGCUCUGCUUGAAGUUGACGAAUCAUAUUAAUAACAAGCUUUCAGAAACAUUUUAACCAGUGCAUACACAGGGUCGGACCAACCAAUCAACCACAGCCUUCUUUCCCACAGCCUUCCUACAAUGUCUAAAAGUGAGCAGCAGUGAGUUUGGUAACAAAGAGACAUAUCUCCCCCCACUGGAUCUCAAACUUGGGUUGAUCUGAACACCAUUGAUUGUUCUGUGGAUUAGAGCAAAAGCAAAGUGGGGAGUGUAUUGUCUGGUGUUGUUGUCAUCUCCACUCACAUUACCUGCAGCUCUGCUACAGCAGUCAUGCAAAUAUACUAUUCUACUUCACUUCCCACUUUGGAGUGCAGAUAGAAACAGAUCUAAUUGAAUUUAGAAAGCGCCUCCUCUGCUACUGCAAUAACACCAUUUGAUGUUACGACUAGAAUAGCAUCGAUUGGUUUUUAAUAAUCCUACUGAUUGGAUAUUCAUAUUUCAAAUUUUAUUACACUUUUAUUACUCUCUUUGUUUCAUGCUUCCGCUGUAUUGAAUGGUGUAGUAAUAUGAUAAAGCCAUAUUGUGUGAUGGCCAUUCCAUUGACUCCGUUCCAGACAUUAUUAUGAGCCGUCCUCCCCUCAGCAGCCUCCACUGUUGUACACUAUUACUCUCCAUUAUAAACUAGUCAGCAUAUCGCUAGCCCACACUCUCACCCUCUCUCUCUUACUCUCUCCCACUCCUCCUUCCUUACCUGUCUCCCACACCUCCACUCCUCUCUCUUCCUCUGUUUUUCUCACUCCUUUCUCACUCCCCUGCAAUGAUUUAGAUAUGGCACACAAAGGAACAAAGGAAGGGCAGAAAGAGAGAGAGAGAGAAAGAAAAUUGGAAUGCUGUGCUGUUGAGUCUAGUCAAUUAGCUGAGUUGAUGUUAAAGUCACUGUGCUGUCUGGCACUAUAGUGGAGUAGAGCAGAACAGAGCCACAGUCACACUGUGAGAGAGAUACUUGGUCCACUAUGGGCAAUUAUCUAUCUCCCCUCACACAUACACACACACCCUGGUUAUGCAAUAGUUGGGAUGUUUGUCUUUGUUACCGAAGUGCCACUAAAGCCAUGGUGAUGGGAGGGACUGAGCGUGCUCACUAGAGCAUCCUCCUUUGAUGCUAAGGGCCCCUCGCCUCCACAGACUUGUGUUUGUGUGCGUGCUUACAUGUGCGCACACACUGUUGCAGGAAAUGUAAAAUGUGUAGUGUAUUUGAGGUUUAAAAGGGCUUCUGAAGUUUGUAAUUUCUACUUUGAAAUGUCAGACUUGAUUCUCCCUUACUAAAAAGUUGUAUAUUCUUAAUUUUUUUUAAAUAUUUAUUAUAAUCCACAUAUUAAUUCACAUUUCCUGUUGCUGCAGGAUUAUUUUCUUGCUGUACCAAACUGGCUGAAAUUAGGAUCCUACAUCUGUAUGUGUGUGUGGAUCAAACUCCUGCCCCCCCACCCUCACACACACACACACACACACACACACACACACACACACACACACACACACACACACACACACAUAACAAAGCCAUCAGAUGUCCAUAAAAUCCAGUAAACCCACAUUAGUGUUGUGAUGAUGUCUGUUCCUAUCCUAACAUUCAUUGUUGAGCCCAUUACACAAGUUAAUCUUUCCAAGCCCUGGAACGUGAGGUUGUGUAACGUCUCUGUUCUUUUCUUUGCACCAGGCAUUAUUUCCUAAGUCCAGUCAGGCCCAGGCAGGCUGACUGUUGCCUGAUUUACACUAUUGGGCCAAGCCAGGCAUAGCUGUACUGGGCUUAAGUGUGCAGGCAUGAUGGCCAGACCCUUACAAAAGAAACACAUGGUUUUUCAACACACUCUUGUAAACAAAUCACAUAUGAAUUAUCUUUUUCCCCACAUGUGCAUUUUUCACCACUUUCUGCUACAUCUGGUCUCCCAUGCAGGGACCAACCAGGGCUUACCCUGCUUAGCUUCAGAGGCAAACCAACAGUGGGAUGCAGGGUGCUAUAUUGCUGGAAUGAAUGUGCGAAAACUUCCUACUGGAAAAAAAGGCAGCAAAAGCAAAGGCCACGGUAAUAACCAAAGAUAGGGAAAAUUGCAGGAAAGAGGGAGGUGUUUCUAUUUAAUCCCGUUAUCACACAUUUCUUUCACUGAAAACUAUACUUUUUUAUCCAUUUACAUUCAUUUGUUCUUGCAUUUUGGAAUUAUUUUCUUGCAAUAUUUUGUUUUGCCAUCAAUACUUUUGGGUUUAUGUUUUGCUUUCAAUAUCAAUAUUUUUGUUUGGAAUACUAAGAAUUGUGUUAUCGACUUCAGAGGUUUUGCUUAAUAUUAAUGGCAUAGAAGUAACUCACUCACUAGAGGAUUGCACCAUAUAAUAACUAGUGACGGGUGAAAUCUAUACAUAUCGCAACAUUAUUUUUGAAGAUAUUAUAUCGAUACUGUGACCCCAAGUAUCGAUUUGUAAAACAAAUAUAUAUACAGUACCAGUCAAAAGUUUGGACACACCUACUCAUUCCAGGGUUUUUCUUUAUUUUUACAAUUUUCUACAUUGUAGAAUAAUAGUAAAGACAUCAAAACUAUGAAAUAACACAUAUGGAAUCAUGUAGUAACCAAAAAAGUGCUAAACAAAUCAAAAUAUUUUUUAUAUUUGAGAUUCUUCAAAGUAGCCACUCUUUGCCUUGAUGACAGCUUUGCACACUCUUGGCAUUCUCUCAACAGUCUUGAAGGAGUUCCCACAUAAUCUAACAUCUAAAAUAUAUUUAGAAUGGUUUAACACUUUUUUGGUUACUACAUGAUUCCAUAUGUGUUAUUUCAUAGUUUUGAUGAAUGAGUAGGUGUGUCCAAACUUUUCACAAAAUCAUUCCCCUGUCUUGGGCUUUUUAGAUGUGGUCACACUAAUUCUACCGUUGGAAACAUUGCUAAUGCAACAUGUUUACACCAUCUUUUCACACCAUAACAUUAUUUUAAACCCCACAUGUGAACUUGCAAUUCCACAUGUGAAAGUGAGAUUUUUUUAAACGUGAAACUGAAAAUUAGAUUUUCACUUUCACAUGUGGAAUUGCAAGUUCACAUGUCUAAAACAAUCAUGUGAAAAUAUGAAAGUGACAUUUUCGUAUGUGGAAUGUUCUUAUGUUAAUCUGCGAAUUAGAUUUUCACAUGUGAUUGAAUUUCACAUGAGCUUGCAAUUCCACAUGUGAAAAUCUCACUUUCACAUGUGGAAUUGCAAGCUCAUGUGAAAUUCAAUCACAUGUGAAACUACAUAUCCGAUUUUCACAUGAAAGUUUUUAACAUGUGAAACCGAAAAUGUCACAUGUGAAACUGCAGUUCACAUGUGAGGUGAAAACAUGUUAUUCUAACUUUAAGCAUCAGUUGUCAGAGCACCUUACCGAUCACUGCACCUGUACACAGCCCAUCUGAAAUUAGCCCACCCAACUACCUCAUCCCUAUAUUGUUAUUUAUUUUGCUCUUUUGCACCCCAGUAUCUCUAUUUGCACAUAAUCUCUUGCACAUCUAGCAUUCCAGUGUUAAUACUAUUGUAAUUAUUUUGCACUAUAGCCUAUUUAUUGCCUUACCUCCGUAACUUGCUACAUUUGCACACACUGUAUAUAUAUUUUCUGUUGUAUUUUUUGACUUUAUGUUUUGUUUUACCCCAUAUGUAACUCUGUGUUGUUGUUUUUAAUCGCACUGCUUUGCUUUAUCUUGGCCAGGUCGCAGUUGUAAAUGAGAACUUGUUCUCAACUGGCUUACCUGGUUAAAUAAAGGUGAAAUAAAAUAAAUAAAAUAAAAUGUGAAAAGGUGGUGUUAACAUGUGAACUCUAAAUGUAAUACAUGUGAAAAUAUGGUUUUGCGUGUGAAUUUUAAGAUCAACAUGUGAAAAAAGCUAUUUUACUAGUGAAAAUGCGAUUUCACAUGUCUAAGGGGACUUACACGUCUCUACCUCCCUCUCCCAGGAGAGAGACAUCCAGCCAGGGAUCAUCCUACCUAUUUACCCCCUCCAGGCUUCAGGUUACCCAGCCCACACAACUAGAGUUACAGCCUGUUGACAUACAGCCACAGAACCAUGCUAUCAGAUAGCACAGACACAUGCCUUUGAAUGCUCUGGUUCUUUUGCUGGGGAUAGGGUGUGUGUGCGUACGUACCUCUGUAUGUGUGUGUGUGCACGUGCGUGUGUGUCUUUAACUGUGCAUUGAGCAGGUGUGUUUAGGCAUGAGACAGGCAGACCUGGAGUGGCACCAUUUUACAUACACUGUAACGGAAAACUGUAAUUUUAGGUAUUAUCAACAGUAAAAAAACUCUGAAACUUUUUACUGCAUAUUGUAAAUGAUGGUGCAUUGUGGGAAAAUUGCUGUAUUUUGAAUGGCUCUGUCAUUCCACUCCACCGAAUACAGUACCGUACCGUAUCUUUAGAGCGCUAAAAACCUUUUGACCACUAGUGGGUGGAUGGUAUUGUUGUUGCUGGCUUAUUAUUAUAUUUUGAGGCAUGCCUUGUAAGAGGAUAAUACUGAGAAUUAUGUACCAAUUUAACUUCUAUGUGGUUAUAGAGACCCAUUAAUUUAAACUGUAUAGGGGAUAGAUUGGAGUGGCAGGAAGUCUUAAACCUUAAAUGGUUUAGCAUUUUGCCAUGUCUUUUUGGUCUGUUUUUCCCUGUAGUCGCUGCCUGUCUUGAAGCCUUUGUUAAGUGAUGUAAAACAACAAAUAUUCAUUAAUAUGCUGUAAUGUGUAAACACUAACUACACGCUAAAAAAUAAAAGGUUCCUGGAGGAUCCUUUAGGGGUUCUUCAAAUUGAAACCGUGAGGGAACCACUAUAAGUUCUUUGAAGAACCCUUUAAAAUGGUUCUUUAAAGAACCCCUUUUAAUGGAUCCUCAAAUAACCUUUUGAAGAACAUUUUGGGGUAAUUUUUUAACUACCCCCCUCCCCUAUUAUUAUCAUCUGCACCCAAUACAGCUAGCCUUCAACAUAUUCUUAUAGCAUACAGUACAUAUUCUUACCUCUUUGUUGAUUGAUAUCCAUUUAAUUUUCAGUGCCAAGAACCAUAAGGUUCUUCAAAGAACUUUGAGGAUCUUAGAAGAACCCUUGUUGAACCCCUAAUUCUUAGAGUGUAGAAGCAAACCUGCUUGGACCAAUCCCUUGUAAUUAUAGUAAAAUACUGUGAAAUACAAAGCCCUCCCCUCAAUGAAUUUCAUUAAUCCAUGAAUUCAUGAAUUCAUUCCGAUUACGGUAGCAUUUACUUUUUUACAGUAUACUGUAUUGUACUGUGUGUCAUUACACAGUAUUUUCUUUGAUACCGUACUUAUAUUACAGUAAGUGUACUAUAAUAUGAAAUGUCAAAUUCACGGUAACCCCUUUAAAGUGUACAGAAACCUAAUUUCAAGCCUCAUCUCCCUAACGUUGUCCCAGUAUUGCCUCAGGGUUUUGCUGAGGUUGAGUCAGCGCUGCAUUGUUUGUGUGAGUGGCCUUGUGUUCUGAAUGAUACGUAGCUGUUGCACCGAGAGGGCCGGACGAUUACAUCAACUUGGCAGAGCGGGUGGAAUUUUGUCUGGUUUUGUUUGGGGUCAUGAGAUUGCAGAGCAGGGAGCCUGCAUCCCAAAUGGCACCCUACACUCUUAGAAAAAAGGGUUCCAAAAGGGUUCUUCGACUGUCCCAAUAGGAUAACCCUUUUUGGUUCCAGGUAGAACCCUUUUGAGUUCCAUGUAGAACCCUCUGUGGAAAGGGUUGUACAUGGAACCCAAAAUGGUUAUACCUGGAACCAAAAGCGUUCUUCAAAGGGUUCCCCUAUGGGGACACUUUUAGGUUCUAGAUAGCACCUUUUUUUCUGAGAGUGUGCCCUCGAUAUCACUACUUUUGACCAGGGCCCAUAGCGCACUACAUAUGGAAUUAAGUGCCAUUUGGGAGGCAUCCAGAAAGCUUUACUGUGGGAUGGGAGAAGGGAAGGAGGAGGGGGAGUGUAAAAAUGAUUGAUAUUUGAUACAGAUAGGGCUAUUGGGGUGACCGUAUUAUCGCCACACCGGCAGUCAUGAGUCAUGACGGCAGUAAAAUUUACCGUUGAGUCACGGUAAUCUCCUUUUAUUGACUCUGGACAUGUUUUGGUAGUACCCAACUCGCUAACUACCAUCAGGUCCUAAUGGCCUGGUACUCAGAGCUCUAUUGUCCCUCUAACCACUCUGACAUCAAUGCAAAUGCGAUCGAAAAUCACGUCAAACUCUUAUCAUCAAAACAGUAUGGCUAUCGUACUUUUAAAACGUUUAAAUCACCUUGCUGUGAUGAUCAAUUUGAAGAAAGAAGUUCAACAGCAGUGUAAAACAUGGUUGUUGCGGAUGUUGUUUCAAAGCCUAACACAACAAAAUGGACAGCGUGAUGAUUCAUUAAAAACCUCCAUACUUCCAUAUACAUAGGCUUAUGAGCCCAAUCCCAGAAAAAAAUAAACGGAAUUAAAAUGAUGAUUGUUCCGUUAUACAAUACAUAGCCUACUGCAUAUUAUGCAUGGGAGAAAAACAUAAAACAAACCUGAUUUAAGAUGUCUUUGGUACAUAAUUGGUCUAGUCUAUACUCCAAAAUUAAACAAAUUCAAGUAAUUGCCUUUGAGUGUGGACUGCAUUAUUAUGCAUACUGGAUGGACUGGUUACCUUAUGCUACGCUCCAAAAUGUCUAUCCAUGAGUCUGGAAGAGAAUGUAUAGCCUAGCUAGGCAAUGCUGUUGUUUCAUUGAUUGUGCAGGGCGGCUUACAGUUAGCCUACAAUUAGUGAAUUUGUAUUUGAUUUUGAAUAGCCUAGUAAUAGGGAAUUUAAAUAUUUUCAUAAUUAAUUGGGUGACACAUUACCUUCAGCUAUACAGAAUAUCUCACCACCAUGCGUUUCCAUCUCCUCCUCUCUCUCCUUUAUUCCUUUCUCGAGUGCGCAGACGGGCUGUCAACAGUUUAGUGAAAUAUGAUUAGUUUUUGCGAAAACAUGUUACUAUCGAUGUUGCCGAACAGAUUUUACUUGGUUUCCCAAAUUAAGCACUUUUGUAGCUGCAGGUACAUGGUUGGGGAGCCCAUGGCAGGUAGCGUAGUGGGUAAGAGCGUUGUGCCAGUAACCGAAAGGUCGCUGGUUCUAAUCCCCGAGCCUCCUAGGUGAAAAAUCUGUCGAUGUGCCCUUAAGCAAGGCACUUAACCCUAAUUGCUCCUGUAAGUCGCUCUGGAUAAGAGCGUCUGCUAAAUGACUAAAAUGUAAAUGUAAAAAAUGGCAUACAGAGUUUGGGUGGAAAAUUGUAAGGUUUGUAUCAUUCACAACUAAAGUUGCCAAAUAACUCCUGUUUCAAAUGUUCACUUUUACCCUCAACAUAGCCACUAUGCGCACUCGCUCCGGAACGGGAAAAAUAUCCUUUCUAUUUUAUUCAGCUAAGUUCAAUUAUAUUCUUCUUACUAUAAAAUCAUAUAAAAUAAAAUAAUAUGUCACAGGACUUUAUUAAGCAUAUAUAAGCAUAUCUUGUCAGCUAAAUGAACAAGCCUACAGCCUAUGGCAUGGAGCAUAGCCAGAUAACAUACAGUAGGCCAACUCAUAUUAUGUUCUUCUGAAAUACAUUUUCUUCAUAUCAUGUUUCUUAAGACCUGACUAAAAUAAAUAAUUGCUUCUUUUUUUUGUGAUGGUGUAUAUUAAAUUGAUUUAUUAUACUUUUUAAAAUGUAGAUGGCGGCCUGGAGGCCUAGAGAUGCUAAACGUGUUUAUGUUAUUUAACGGUCAAUUACCGGCGGACUUUUGCAUGAUAAUAACCGGCUGACAAAAUGUCAUGACCGCCACAGCCCUAGAGAUAACAAAAUAGGUUUAGGGGACAGAAAAAAGUGUUGUUGUGAGAUGUUUGUGUCAUAAAGGGGUUUUAUAGAUGAUGAGUGUGGGGCGGCAGGUAGCUUAGUGGUUAAGAGCGUUGUGCCAGUAACCGAAAGGUCGCUGGUUCUAAUCCCCGAGCCGACUAGGUGAAAAAUCUGUCGAUGUGCCCUUGAGCAAGGCACUUAACCCUAAUUGCUCCUGUAAGUCGCUCUGGAUAAGAGCGUCUGCUAAAUGACUAAAAUGUAAAAAAAAUGUAAAUGAGUGUGGAUUGGGGUUUAGCUCUGUGUUAGAAUGGUGUUAGCCUGCCCUGUCACAGUGACAACACUGUUACAGCUGGCCUGUCGAAACCAAUGGUCAAAACGAAAAAGUGUCCCAAAGUUGGUCAAUACGUGGCAGGGAUCAAUAGUUCCAUUAUCUCUCCAUUGAUUCUACCGUGAAGUUUAGCACCAUUAAAAGGUUCUCAGCCACCAGCUAAACUGCAUGACAUUGUCAGCAAACACAAAAUGGGGGCUGAGGAUUGGAUUGAAUGCCGCUCUUCAUGCUGAACCGGCACCGCUUUAAAUCCAAUCUAGUUACUCUGCUCUGCAGCUGGCUUUUUCCACUGGGGGAAUUGGUUCUGGAUGUUGUGUGUGUGUAAAGUCCUGUGUCCACAGUGUUAAAGGAUCUAUACUGUCCUGUGGUAGCAGGGUCUUGUUUGUUUUUAGCUUGAUUUAGUAAAACACAGCAGAGUGGACUGUGGAUAUCCCUGCUUUUUUCACCAGCCAGCUCAGUGCGGAGAAAGUAGCCAGUUUCCAUGGAAACACCUUGGCGAGAUAAGCUUGUACUGCAGUGCGUCUGUCUGUGUGUGUGUGUGUGUGUGUGUGUGUGUGUGUGUGUGUGUGUGUGUGUGCGUGCGUGUGUUUGUGUCUCUCUGGACUCUGGUAGGAAUUAGGAUUUAUUAGGAUUUAACUCAGUGUACUGAAGCCCAGGUGACCAAGGGGAGGGGCUGGCUAUCAUUAGCAACGCUGCUCUUGUUGUCUCUUUAUUUACUAUCUUCCUUUCUUCGGCUUUCUCUUUCUUUCAAUUCAAUCUCAAUUUAAGGGCUUUAUUGGCAUGGGAAACAUAUGUUUACAUUGCCAAAGCAAAUGAAAUAGAUAAUAAACAAAAGUGAAAUAAACAAUAAAAAAAUUAAAAACAGUAAUUACACUCACAAAAGUUCCAAAAGAAUAAAGACAUUUCAAAUGUCAUAUUAUGUGCAAAUAAAGUACAAAGGGGGAAAAUAAAUACAUAUGAGUUGUAUUUACAAUGUUGUUUGUUCUUCUUUCUCCCUCUCCACCCCUUCCUCUCCGUUUACAAAGUAUAAAUGCGGUCAACUGUAGCUCCACACCCCUAUCAGUGUCACUGUGGGGAUAAACAUCUCCAUGGUGAUGAUAAACUGGGGGAGAAAGAAGAAGGGUUGGAGACUCAUGGUGGUAUUAUUAUUAGGUUGUAUAACACCUUGGCCAAUACGCUGCUGCUUGCUCUUUGGGGGUCUAGGGCCUAGGCCGGGUUACUGUAAAAGCACUUUGUGACAAAGGUUUUUAUUAAAGUUAUAUGUUAAUUCGAUUUUUUGAUUGAUUGACACUAAUUAUUGUCACUAUAUGUGUUUCCUUCUAUUUUCAGAACUCUCUGAAGAAGAGAGGCGCUCGGCCAAACAACAAGCCAGAGAAGAAGCCGUCUCCCCAGGUAACCCAGACUUACAGAGACCUUAGAUUUUUUUCCUACAUUGAACAGCAAGAAGGACAAUCUCCUAGAGACUUCCCAAUGAAUCAACCAAAAUAAUUAUCUGCAGCUGCAGCAUUUUGUCUCAAGAUUCUCACCUUACCUCAGCUAUUGAACCCAAAGUCAAUGCUAAAGUAUUACAGUUAAACUGAUUUUUCUCACUUUCGCGACUUCCAAGAUAGCACAACAUUUUACUAGGUUGACAAUAGCAGAUCAAGCUUUGUGCACAUUCAUCUCUCUCUCUCUCUCUCUCUCUCUCUCUCUCUCUCUCUCUCUCUCUCUCUCUCUCUCUCUCUCUCUCUCUCUCUCUCGCUCUCUCUCUCGCUCUCAAUUCAAUUCAAUUCAAUUUAAGGGCUUUAUUGUCAUGGGAAACGUAUGUUAACAUUGCCAAAGCAAGUGAAGUAGAUAGUAAACAAAAGUGAAAUAAACAACAAAUAUUAACAGUAAACAUUACACUCAGAAGUUCCAAAAGAAUAAAGACAUUUCAAAUGUCAUAUUAUGUCUAUAUACAGUGUUGUAACAAUGUGCAAAUAGUUAAAGUACAAAUGGGAAAAUAAAUAAACAUAAAUAUGGGUUGUAUUUACAAUGGUGUUUUUUCUUCACUGGUUGCCCUUUUCUUGUGGCAACGGUCACAAAUAUUGCUGCUGUGAUGGCACACUGUGGUUUUUCACCAAGUAGAUAAGGGAGUUUAUCAAAAUUGGGUUUGUUUUCAAAUUCUUUGUGGAUCUGUGUAAUCUGAGGGAAAUAUGUGUCUCUAAUAUGGUCAUACAUUUGGCAGGAGGUUAGGAAGUGCAGCUCAGUUUCCACCUCAUUUUGUGGGCAGUGUGCACAUAGCCUGUCUUCUCUUGAGAGCCAGGUCUGCCUACAGCAGCCUUUCUCAAUAGCAAGGCUAUGCUCACUGAGUCUGUACAUAGUCAAAGUUUUUCUUAAGUUUGGGUCAGUCACAGUGGCCAGGUAUUCUGCCACUGUGUACUCUCUGUUUAGGGCCAAAUAGCAUUCUAGUUUGGUCUGUUUUUUUGUUAAUUCUUUCCUAUGUGUCAAGUAAUUCUCUUUUUAUUUUCUCAUGAUUUGGUUGGGUCUAAUUGUGUUGUUGUUGUUGUCCUGUGGCUCUGUAGGGUCUGUUUGUGUUUGUGUUUGUGUGUGUCUCUCUCUCUCUCUCUCUCGUUGAGGUUCUGGUGGUACACAGUGUGUGUGUGUGGGGGGGGGGGGGGGUAAUGUGGCGUUUUUAGUAUAAUGAGGAUGUCUUAUUAAAGUAAGACAAAAGGUCAAUAGUCUCUCUCUCUCCUCUUUCUUUCCUGUGGGGAUAAGGUUAAUGCUUACUAUUCUAUUAUUGGAGUGCCACAUACUGUAAAUAGUUUAAACCCUCUCCAUACUGUGUUUAAUGUUCUGGGAAAUAGUCUAUAACCAAUCAACUACAUAACACAAAGUAUUAUUUAAUGGGCCUGGAUCAUUUUGGGUCGCUUGGUUAAAUAAUAAUGGGAAGGGAAUCUGAAUACCCUCUGCAAAAUAAAUGUGAGUUUAAUAUUCAAAAUGGCUUCUGUCUGUUAUAAAUACACCAAUGUUCCUAAGUGCCCACAGCUACCACACAUUUCAUAUCACUUUAAUACAGGGUGCGUGACUUCCCAGUGUUGCAUCCACCUAUCCCACUUUGCCCCAAAAAAUCCAUAACUUUGCAUUGGUCUAACUAUUUGCUGGGGUUACCAUGAGGAUGUCAGAUGAGUUCAAGCUAUUAUGUUAAUAGAAAGAAACAAUUCACUUUUUUAAUUUGUUGUUUUGUCUUCGUAAUCUUUCUCUCUCUGUCUCUCUCUGUGAUAUGUAGGCUGGCGAUAUCUUGUCAUUGUGUGUGUGAAUGAGUCAGUAUGUUGUCAGUGUUCCUAACAACCUGUCUCUGUGCCUCUCUGUGGCCAGCAGGAGGACAGCUCUGACCUCAAGUGCCAGCUCCACUUUGCCAAGGAGGAGUCAGCGCUCAUGUGCAAGAAGCUGACCAAGAUGGCCAAAGACAGCGAGGCAAUGCGGGAGGAGCUGGCCAAGUACCGCUCGAUGUACGGCGACGUGGAUGCCUCUCUCACCGUGGAGGAGGUCAACGACUCUCCCCACACCCGCGAGGCCGAGGUCAGAGUUCACCUGAAGCUGGUGGAGGAGGAGGCCAACCUGCUGAGCCGGCGCAUUGUGGAAUUGGAGGUGGAGAACCGUGGCCUGCGGGCCGAGAUGGACGACAUGAAGGGCCAGGAGCUGCCACCAGGCCUGGGGGUCGGAGGCAUGGGAGGGCCUGGAGGAGGAGGUCUGGAGAACGUGAUGGAGCUCCAGAGGCACCUGCAGUUUGUGGAGGAGGAGGCGGAGCUGCUGCGGCGCUCACUGUUGGAAAUGGAGGAGCAGAACAAGCUGCUGAUGAACGAGAUCAACCGCUACAAGUCAGAGCUGCCGCUGGUGUCGGACCCAGACCAGGACGACUCCUCGUCCAUCUCUCUCCUGGAGGACGGUCAUGGUGGUGGGGCUCUGAUCAGCACAGAGGCCCCCCAGGAGGAGCAGCUUCAGGCCGCCAGGCUCCAGAUUGGGGAUCUGAGCGGCAAGGUGAAGAAGCUCCAGUAUGAGAACCGUGUGUUGCUGUCCAACCUGCAGCGCUGCGACCUGGCCUCCUACCACAGCUCCUCCAGGCCCGCCCUGGAGACCGACGCAGAGGCAGGGGACUCAGCCGAGUGCCUCCCCAGCAAGGCACACCGCGAGGGCCCCAUCGGAGGGGAGAACGAGCCCCUGGAGGAGAGGGAGAAGAAGACGUCCACUGGGGUUCCUGUCCCCCUGGACGGUGAUGUGCCCCUGGGGCUGAAGGACCACGAAGCCCUGCUAGCCAUGAGGGACCAGGCACGCCUCAUCUCUAAAGCCAUCCAGCUGCUGACCGCCUCAGACUUCAACUGCCCCUCCAUCUCCCUCUACCGCAAGAUCUCCUCCUCCUCCGGGGAGGCUGCAGAGCCAUGUGUCCCAGAGAAGAGCCAGCAGGCCCAGCCCUCAGAGCUCCAGGACCUGCCCCUGGUGGAGGCUCUGACGGGCAGGCUGCGAGCGCUGCACACCCAGCUCCAGGCCUUUGUGGAGCAGGUGGAGAGCCUAGGCACCACCCCCCCAGGGAGGGCACAGGUGCAGGGGGCAUCCCCCCUGCCUCUACUGUCUGAGGCUGGGGACUCUGUGGUGGGUGCACCCUUUGCCUCUCACCCCUGCCCUCCAGACGACCAGGCGGGUGAGAUCACGGCUGAGCAGAAGGUAAGAACAAACACCCUACUCCUCCUCUCCCCACCCCUCCUUUAUGAUUGAUCGUGUUUCUUUCAUUUUUUUAUAGCCUCCUUUUUUGUAGCAAGUCUAUUAUGUCUGUUCUGUUUGCUCUUUGAACCACGUUAUGGCUUACUAAUACUCCUCCACCAUCCCAGCUCACACUAUGGUUUCUCCCUGGCACAGAAUGCUGCCAGCACACAUAACAUGACACGCAUGCUGCUUUGAUGCCUUAAGCCUGUUAUAGAUGCUACAUAGAGCUCAGGCCUCAAAUGGAGCCACCGCUGUGCUGCAUGACAACUAGGGCGAUAAAGAAAUCAUAGACUACCAUUUAUUUACACACAUCAAAAGGCAAUUCUCAUAUCCAUGUAAAUGUACUGUAUAUGCGCAAGUAGGGCUAUUAAGGUGUAAUAAAAUAGCGUAUUGAAUUAGACUUCUUGAGUACCCUGUUAUUCUAAUAAUGAAUGUGGUAAAGGCCAAGGACGUGGCUGUGUGGUUCAGAAUGGAGGAGAAUCGAUAAUGAAGACAGAAGCAAACAAAACAGUGUAUCAACAGCGGUUGGUUUGCUCUUUGAGUAGUUGGACUGUAUUACUUACUAUAUAUAGCUUAGCACUCCAAGUGGCGUCAUAUAGUUAUAGUAUGACCUAGGCCUAAUGUUUAGGAUUGAACUCUUAAGUCAGUCUAGUAAAGUUGGUUCUAUGCUUAUAGUUAAGCUACAUUAGAGGCCUACUGAGUGCCAACCCCGUCCGCUCUCUCCCCCGUCCCUCCAUCUCUCCCCCGUCCCUCCAUCUCUCCCCCAUCCCUCCGUCUCUCCCCCAUCCCUCCAUCUCUCCCCCGUCCCUCCAUCUCUCCCCCGUCCCUCUAUCUCUCCCCCGUCCCUCUAUCUCCCCCAUCUCUCCCCCGUCCCUCCGUCUCUCCCCCCGUCCCUCCAUCUCCCCCAUCCCUCCAUCUCUCCCCCGUCCCUCCAUCUCUCCCCCAUCCCUCCGUCUCUCCCCCCGUCCCUCCAUCUCUCCCCCGUCCCUCCAUCUCUCCCCCCAUCCCUCCGUCUCUCCCCCAUCCCUCCGUCUCUCCCUGCCGUCCCUCCAUCUCUCCCCGUCCUCUAUCUCUCCCCGUCCUACUCCCCAUCCUCUCUCUCCCCGUCCCUCCGUCUCUCCUCUCACCGUCCCCCAUCUCUCCCCCGUCCCUCCACUCUCUCCCCGUCCUCCCUCUCUCUCCCCCUACUCCUCCCCCGUCCUCUCUCCCCCUCCCUCCGUCUCUCCCCCCGCCCUCCAUCUCUCUCCCUCCUCCUCCCUCCGUCCCUCCAUCCCCCCUCCAUCUCUUCCCCUCCCUCCGUCUCUCCCCCUCCCCCUUCCCCCACCCCAUCUCCCCCGUCCCUCCGUCUCUCCCCCUCCCUCCGUCUCUCCCCCCGUCCUCCUCUCUCCCCAUCCUCCAUCUCUCCCCCGUCCCUCCAUCUCUCCCCCAUCCCUCCGUCUCUCCCCCCGUCCCUCCUCUCUCCCCCGUCCCUCCCUCUCUCUCCCUUCCACCCUCCCCCUCUCACUGCAUGGGCACCAUGACUGCCGCUUUCUGCACUUGUUUCCCUUUCCUCUUCUUCCUCUCUCCUCUCUCUUUUGAUUAUUAUAAUCCCCUCUCCUUCACUCCCCCAACCCUCCUCCCCCAACCCUCCUCCCCCAACCCUCCUCCCCCAACCCUCCUCCUCCAACCCGCCUCCCCCAACCCUCCUCCCCCAACCCUCCAGCCGUCGCUCGCACUUCUCAUCAUUGUUUUGGUUCUGUUCUCCACUCUGUCCUACGCCACUCUGAAAAAGCUGUUUUUCCUUUACAUACUUUUCUUUGUCCUGUGAGGUUCAUUUUUUAUUUGGACCGUGUCUUAUGGAUCGUCCAUUUUGGUUCUAUUGUUUUUAUCUCUUUUUUUAUUUGGUCUUGUUUUGUUUUCAAUUCACUACCUCCCUCCCUACCUCUUCCCCCACUGGCUUCCCUCAUCCUCUUCCUUCCCUUCCUCCUCUGUUCCUCUUCCCCUCUUUUUAUUCUUUUGUUUUAUUUUUUUCAUUAACUUGCCAUUGCAUGCAGCAGCCCAACUUUAGGGACCAAUCAGAGCGCGAUGUGAAAGGUCAGAAGGAGGAGGGUGACAGCCGCACUGACAGCAACCAGAACCAGGAAACACAGGAGACGGACACAGCUCUGGUAGGUCGCUGCUACAGUACAGUCAAAAUACACACCCACAUAAUCUAUCCAAAUGAAAUUGUAUUUGUCACAUGUUUCGUAAACAACAGGUGUAGACUAACAGUUAAAUGCUUACUUACGGGUGCUUUUCCAACAAUGCAGAGUUAAAGAUCAAGAUACAAAAAAAUUGAAAUAGUGACACAAGGAAUAAAUACCCAGUGAAUAACUAAUAAAAAUAACUAGUAAAAAUAACAUGGCUAUAUACAGGGAGAACAUGCAGGGGUACGAGGUAAUUGAGGUAGCUAUGUACAUAUAGUAGGGGUAAAGUGACUAAGCAACAGGAUAGAUAAUAGACAGUAGCAGCAGCGUAUGUGGUGAGUGUAAAAGAGUGUGUGUGUGUGUGUGUGUGUGAGUGUAUGUGUGAGCGUGUUAUGUGUGUGUGGGUAUAUGUAGUGUGUUGGGGUGUAUGUGUGAGUGUGUGGGUAGAGCCCAGUGUGUGUGCAUAGAACCAGUGCAAGAGAGUUAGUGUAAAAAAGGGUCAUUGUAGGUAGUCCGGGUAGCCAUUUGAUUGGCUAUUUAGCAGUCUUCUUUAGCAGUCUUAUGGCUUGGGGGUAGAAGCUGUUCAGGGUCCUGUUGGUUCCAAACUUGGUGCACUGGUACCGCUUGCCGUGCAGUAGCAGAGAGAAGAGUCUAUGGCUUGGGUGGCUGGAGUCUUUGACACUUAUUUGGCCCUUCCUCUGACACUGCCUGGUAUAGAGGUCCUAGAUGGCAGGAAGCUCAGCCCCAGUGAUGUACUGGACCGUACUCACCACCCUCUGUAGCGCCUUGUGGUCAAGUGCCUUGCAGUUGCCAUACCAAGCGGUGAUGUAGCCAGUCAAGAUGCUCUCAAUGGUGCAGCUGUAGAACUUGAGAAUUUGAGGGUCCAUGUCAUGUCUUUUCAGCCUCCGGAGGGGGAAGAGGCACUGUCAUGCCCUUUUCACAACUGUGUGUGUGUGUGUGUGUGUGUGUGUGUGUGUGGACACCAAGGAACUUGAAGCUCUCGACCCGCUCCACUACAGCCCCAUCGAUGUGUAUGGGGGCGUGCUCAUCUCUCCUUUUCCUGUAGUCCACGAUAAGAUCCUUUGUCUUGCUGACGUUGAGGGAGAGGUUGUUGUCCUUGCACUCACUGCCAGGUCUCUGACCUCCUCCCUAUAGGCAGCCCCAUCGUCGUCUGUGGUAAGUCCUACCACCGUUGUGUCGUCAGCAAACUUAAUGAUGGUGUUGGAAUCUUUCGCAGCCACACAGUUGUAGGUGAAUAGGGAGUACAGGAGGAAACUAAGCACGCACCCCUGAGGGGCCUCCGUGUUGAUGGUCAGCGUGCCGGAUGUGUUGUUGCCUGCCCUCACCACCUGGGGGCAGCCCAUCAGGAAGUCUAGGAUCCAGUUGCAGACGGAGGUGUUCAGUCCCAGGGUCCAAAGCUUGGGGAUGAGCUUGGAGGGGACUAUGGUGUUGAAUGCUGAGCUGUAGUCAAUGAACAGCAUUCUUACAUAGGUAUUACUUUUGUCCAGGUGGGUGAGGGCAUUGUGGAGUGCAAUAGAGAUUGUGUCAUCUGUGGAUCUGUUGGGGAGGUAUGCGAAUUGGAGUAGGCCCAUGGUGUUUGGGAUGAUGGUGUUGAUGUGAGCCAUGACCAGCCUUUCAAAGCCUUUCAUGUCUAUAGUCAUUUAGGCAGGUUACCUUGGUAUCUUUGGGCACAGGGACUAUCGUGGUCUGCUUGAAACAAGUUGGUAUUACAGACCGAGUCAGGGAUGAAAUGUCAGUGAAGACACAUGCCAGCUGGUCAGCACAUGCUCUGAGUACGCGUCCUGGUAUUUUCCGUCUGGCGCCCCGGCCUUGCGAAUGUUAACCUGUUUAAAGGUCUCACUCGCAUCGGCUAUGGAGCACGAGAUCACAUAGUCGUCUGGAACAACUGGUGCUCUCAUGCAUGGUUCAGUGUUGCUUACCUCGAAGCGAGCAUAGAAGGCAUUAAGCUUCUCUGGUAGGCUUGCGUAGCUGGGCAGCUCACGGCUGGGUUUCCCUUUGUAGUCCGUGAUAGUUUGCAAGCCCUGCUACAUCCAUCUAGCAUCAGAACCGGCUUAGUAAGAUUCUACCUUACUCCUGUGACCUUAGUCCCCCCCCCCCAAAACAUACACACUGUGCACUCCUUGAUGGCCCAAGCAUGUGGUUUAUGCUGUCUUUAGGCUUGCUUCCCUUGUUCUUUCAUGUGGGUUAAUCAGGCUGGAAUCACGCUGCUGCUGUAAACACAAUGACAUCAACUCUUGAAGUGAGAAGAGGACGUGUCUGCUGCUCAGUGUUUGUUUGGUCUUUCCAUAGCAGGCCUCCUUGGAAACCUGGGCUGUGAGAGGGAAUCAGCAGAAGCGAUGAAUAGAGCAGAGAGAAACACAAUCGCCACAUCCCGCUCUCCUGUUACAGGAUAUUGCAAUGUUGGUUUUAUUAUGUGAGAGUCGUGAAAUGAAAGGUUUCUCUCUGGACUGUAUUGUAGCACAUAAUCAGUUAGUAAUCUGAACACACCACACACUUUAUAUACUGAGAGAACCUCAUGGUUGCUGUCAGUAGGAUAGGUAUUAAAGGUGCAAUAACUCAGUUGAUUUCUCUGUAUCUGCAAAAUUAAAACACAUUCGAAAUUAAAAAUGAUAUAAUCAUAGUAGGCGAUGACAACUAUGAACUAUGACAAGAUUGCACGCCACAUUAAAUUGGCUUGUGGGCCACGUGUUUGAGAUCUUUAGGCCUAUUCAUUUAUCUCAGUAAUCACUGCAUCAAAGACUACUGUUGGCUUCUACACGUCAUUCAUCCACCCUGCUCCUCUCUUCCCUCUCAGUGAUCAGUGAUUAGGCUGCCAGGACAGGGACAGGGAAGUCCAGGACCAGGUCCAGGGAGGGAAGGACAGGGUCGUCGAUAGAAGCGUGACAGGGCUGAUGUAUGGACAUGGAUGUGGGAGUGUUGGUGGGAACCUGGGGUCCAUCAGGGUAACUGUUCUAUUCACAUGGUUUCAAAACGUUGUGCAACGGAAAAUGAAAAGGAGCGUUUCUUAUUGGACAAGUUCAGGUAGUCCCUCCACAUUUCAGUCCGUUUUCUUCUGUUUGGUCCCUAAUGAAGACGGCCCUGGUCUCUCCCCACUGAGUGGUGCCUCUCGUGUCCAUUCCUUCCACCCAACCCUUUCAGAGUAGCUCAGUAAUGUAUUGUAUGAUAAUCUGUUAUUCCAUUUCUUAGCCAGAAUGUUAGAAAUAGGGUACUAUAUCCUGCUCAGAAAGCUACUUAAAGGUAGACUCAGCGAAAUGAUGUUGCCACGAGCAGCACUGGAGAUAUUGAGAUUAGCGAGAUGUAACACUUCGCUCUCACACAGUCAAACAGCCUCGCGCUUUAACUCUCUUAUUUGUUGCAGAAAUUGACCCAUUAUGCUUUUUUACUUUCUGCAUUUACGUUAUAUCGCUGAGUCUACCUUUAAAUGGGAGAUUCUUCUGCAGGGCAGUGGUGUGACUGACAUAAAGCUGUGAAGGGCAUCAGAAACUGACAGCAGGUUAUCCAUUUAUGUAAAUGGAGGCUGCGUCUGAGGCUUGGCUGGGAAAUGUAAGCCCUUUACACCCUUUUUAUGUUCUACGAGGCAAAUAUGCAUUGAAAUUUGACGAACUUGAAAGGUCUAGCAGCUGAAAUUGAGCUCCCCUCGCUCCUCAAUCCCUUUGGUGAGAAAUUGAGGGUGUCAGAAGUCACUUAUAGAGGCUGCAGAGGUGAAGGAGGGAGCGAUAUACAAAAGCUGGUUAUGGUGUAACUGAUAUACAAAAUCAGCUGUAAAUCGAUUAUGUUACUCGCUGAGCAAUAGUGAGCUAGUGUCAUAGCGCAAUGGGGACCUACACUGACAGGAAAGUUUACUCACUCAGAAAACACAAUAAGGGUAGACGAAUGGUGGGUGAAAUUGUACAACAACAACCAAAAAUGAUUCCAGCAACGCCUAUCAAGCUUACAUAUGAAAAUAAAUGACAUAGUAUUUUCACUUAUCUGGCAAAUCCCUCAGAGAAUCGCAAGACAAAGCAUAAUGGUCGCCGUCUUUAUACUUCAAAACACAGCAGCAACUAGUAGCCUAACGCCAUUUAAACACAGAUAUCCAUGGCACAUUAUACACACAGUGGAUAUUAAAUAAUUGCAUUUUCAUUUUCAAACCUCUCAAGCCUUUAGAGUAAUACAAUUCCCUCAGGGUAUUUCCGUCUUCCACAGAACAUCCCAGCCCUAUCACAUUUUACACGCUUCAUCUAAUUGGCGAGAAUGAUUUUUUGCCGCUGAGUGAUAAUGAAGAGAUCGAGCGGCUGGUCUUGAGCCUAUCGUUAUAAAGGAGGCCAUUUGAGUUAGCAGUUAGUGGGUUAACGGUGAUGGUGGGCUGGGUCGGGGUGGCCCGCACCACGAGUUAGCGGAGGGUGAAGAAGAAGAACAUUAAGGGGAACGGUCGAUGCGUCUCACUCCACAGCCAAAUGAAGUAUGUGAUGAUAUUUAAGAUGAGGCAUGUUCGUUCUACCACAGGGCCGACUGUGGGUGUAAGUGUAAUGUAUUAUUUAACUGUGUAGCGGGGAUUGUUGUUCCCUGUUUGGAGUAGAGUUAUGAUCAAUAUGUUUGUUGAUGUUUGUUGUGUUAUACAAUCUAAAGAAGGAUAUUUUUUAGUUGGGAGGUGGUGUGGUGUAUUUUACUCUAGCUAUAAUGGAGUACUUCUCUCUCUCCCUCCUUCGCUCCCUCCCUCCCUCAGCAGAUCAGUGAGCUGCAGGCCCUUCUGUUGGAUGCGAGGGAGACGGCUCACGGGACGCAGGAGGAACUGACUCUGGAGAGACAGGCCCCCACACAGACAGACCACAUCCACAGCAGUUCUCAGACACUCACACAGGUACACACCCAUAGAAAUACAACUGUUCUAUGUCUAUGUACACAACACUGACUAAAGACAAACCCUGCUAAACCACGCAGAGCAUUAUCUUUUUUGUUUUUUUAUAUAUAUACUCCCCUUUAUUACUUUUCAACCCGCCAUCCUUUACCUACUUGGGGUAAAUUAGUGAACAACAAUGCUUAGGCCUCUACUUCCAGCUUAUACUUACUAUCUACAUUUUAUGGACACAGUCAAUUUUACAACAAUUCUAUUUUAUUUGUUUUUGCUCCUGAACUUCUUCUACUCUCAACCUCUCCGAUCAUUUUCAUGAUGUCCAUCCGGUUUGCUUCUAUAUGCCAUAUCUUUCUAACUGUGCUCUUUCCCAAAAGCUCCCAACAUACAACCUAUAUACUUAUUAUGGACACAGUUUGCUUACAUUAUUAGUUAUCUUGUUAUUAUUUGUUGUUAUUUGUUAUUAGUCCCAUCCUUCAACUCCAUUCAACACCUCCCAUCUAUCUCUUAACACCAUCCAUAUAGGAUUUCUAUUUGCCAUAUAUAUUUCAACUGUACUUUGAUGUUUUACAAAAGUUCGGAACAUUUCUAUUCUCAUUGUUUCUACAGAUUGUGAAUUAAAAAUAAACAUUUUUGCUCAAAGUAUUAUUAUAUUACGCAGAGCAUUGUUACUGUAACGUCUUGUCAAUGCUAAUACAGAAUAUGCGCCCAGUGCAGAACAGUAUGGUAUCGCUACUAUAUGUUUAACAACUGUUUAUUACAUACAUGCACCCACUUGCACCCACAUACAUGCACCCACUUCAUAAACAAGUGCUAUGAAGCGCAUCCCUUAUAAUAACAACACUGUCACUGUAGCCCUCACUAACUGGCCUGUGUCCUGUGCGUGUGUGUAUGUGUGUGUAUGUGUGUGUAUGUGUUUGUGUCUCCCUGUGUCCCCAGCUGCAGGAGGAGCACCAGAAGGCCCUGACGCGGAGGGACUUCCAGCUGCAGAGUCUGAGUCUGCAGACACGGCUGCAACAGAAGUUCUGGAGCCAAGAGAGGAACCUGAUGGUGCAGGAGUCCCACCAGCUCAAGCAGACCUUGCUGCUGCUCAGCCUCAAGCUGCGCUGCUUCCUCAAACAGUGGCGGCUGGGACGCAAGCUGGACACGGAGGCCAAGGAUGUCCUGGAGGUACAGGACUGGUGGACACCUUCUCCUUUUGAAUCAACCACUUAGCUGUGGCAGAAUAGUUUGGUUGGUUGGUUGAUUGGUUGGCUUGCUGGCUGAUUGGCUGGCUGGCUGGCUGACUGGCUGGCUGACUGAUUAACUGUUUGACUGAGUGGCUGACUGACUGACAGAUAAUGUGCUGUGUGUUUCCCUACAGGUGAAUAGUCUGAAGGACCUGUACCUGCUGCUGGAGGAGGAGAGUCUGGCCGCCCACCAGGGAGACAACAAGAUGGCCGCCGCAGAGGAGCAGUCCCUCAGCCCCAGCAUCUCCAAGGAGCUCUGCAUGCUGGAGAAGAGCUACAAACAGGUACAGGACACACAGGGUUAACACUGGAAAAUACAGUAUUAAUGCAAUAUUUGAGACUAAAUGUGGCAUAGAGAUCCUCGAGAGAUAAAUAGUUAGAGAUAAUAUAGAGGUAUUAUUCAGAUAGUAAUAAUGUUAAAUGUAAAUAUUAUAUUCAUCUCUAUGACGAGGUCAUUCACUGAUUCUCUAUCUUGUCCGUGCCCUAGACGAGCGGCGUGAGCAGCACUCUGGCAGACCUCAAGGGAGCGCUCCAGGAUCUGAGCGGAGUGCUGCGAGAGGAGCGUCAGGGCUCCCAGGAACUCACCCAGCAGUUUGCCCGUGCCAAGGCCUCCUGGGAGGUGGAGAGGACAGAGCUCUUGAGCCUCAUCACCCAGGUAAGACCAGAACACCUACUGAAAGCAACUGGCAUUAUAAUGAUGUGAGCGAGCUGACACUCAAUGUGGCUGACAUGGUAUUGUGCUAGCUAGUCUAUAGAAAGCUCUGUUGCAUAGUUUUAAACCUACACUCUUAGAAAAAAAGGUGCUAUCUAGAACUUGAAAGGGUUCUUCGGCUGUCCCCAUAGCAGAACCGUUUAAAGAACGCUUUUUGGUUGCCGUUAGAACCCUUUCUACAGAGGGUUAUAAAUGGAACACAAUGGGUUCUACCUGGAACCAAAAAGGGUUCUCCUAUGGGGAACCAAAAAGGGUUAUCCGAAGAGUGUAUAGCUAGUUGACCUAAAACCAACAAAAAACCCUCAACCAUCAGGUGUUAUUUGGCUAGUUUAGAGGCCAGGUUAUUAUGUAGCUUACAGACCAUUAUCUAGGCUUAGCAUAAAGCCGCCCUGGGAGGGCAGUAAUUCAUCACACCUUUUAGCACCCUGGUACCACACAGACUACUGGAGAGAGAGGACAGAUAAUAGGACCCUAGCCACCAGGGUUACGAUCUCUCCCUGUUUGGAGGUAGAGUCAUUACUUUAGUGUAGAUUCAUGCCUGAUCAGUCAGAUAUUCUAUACCUACUGGGCCCCAAUUGUUUCUCCUUUUGGCUACCUGGAUGUCUGGGGCAAAGUCAUUGAUUGUACGGCCAUUAAGUGACGUUUUGUAGUGGAACUAUAGCUAUCCAUUCAGCAUGCAGGAGAGCACACCAUGAAGCUGAACACAGAUCAAGUUACCCAUUCAUAAAGGAUGACAUGACCUUCCAUUUGUUACAAUCUACUCACUGAAAAAAGGAUUAUGUUACAGUUCAGUAUGAAUCAGUCACUGGGUAUUCAUUUCAUCACCAAUACUCAUAGUGACAAAUGGCUUGAAACUGCUGAUAUCCUUAGGUGGUGGAUUUGUACCAAUCUAUUUGUCUGGUGUUCCGUCUGGCCGUCUGUUUUUCCCUCAGACCUCCGUUCACUGUGUGUGUGUGUGUGUGUGUGUGUGUGUGUGUGUGUGUGUGUGUGUGUGUGUGUGUGUGUGUGUGUGUGUGUGUGUGUGUGUGUGUGUGUGUGUGUGUGUGUGUGUGUGCGUGCUCGCGUGCGUGCUCGCGUGCGUGCAUGUGUGUGAGAGAGGGUAUCUGGCAGUGAGAGAUGAGUUUAAUAUCCAGACGACUGCCAGCCUGAGACGUUCUCAUAACAGCAGCCUCCAAAAUGACUUAAAUGAACAUGCUUUAAGACAGGCCACUGCAUUACAUACCAGGGGGGAAACAGAAGGAGAAAAAUAGAAAAGGAAUCAAGAGGAGGAGAGAUGAAGAGUAAUAACGAGAGAGAGAGAGAGAGAGAGAGCGAAAGAAAAUGGGGGAGAAAUAAACAGAGGAAGGGAGGGGGGGCGUCACAAUUUACACAAUUUACAACCAUGGAGGAGUUUUGUCUCUCUCUUCCAUGGCAGUAGUAAUGUGUUGUGUGUCCGGGAGAGAGGGAGAGAGGGAGAGAGAGGGGGGAAAAAUGGAUAGGGAGAGAGGAAAAGGGGCUUCUUGCGCUAUAGUUCUAGAUCUUAUGAAACUUGAUACAACUAACUUCUUUUUAAUUGAUAUUUCCUGAUGAAAUAAGGCCCAACAUGGACUGUAGGAGCAUGGCCCAGGCUGUAGCCUUGGGUGAAGCCUACAUUUUGCCUUGGGUUAAUUAAAGUCCUGAUUUGUGUUUUGUUUGUGUCUCACAAGAAGACCCAGAUGCCAAUGUAGUAAUUCAGUUGGAACACUUUAAAAUGGCGUCACCUGUGUGAAUCAUGGCCAUAAUCAAAGCGUUGGCUCUCUUUUCCCAGUCUGGGAUCAUUUGUCAUCUGAAAGUGCUGACAGGUGACUUUCCCCAAAUGCAGUGCGGUGAUUUUAUUAGAUCAGAUUUACUGACUAACCUUUAUGGCAUAAUUAGAGCAUGAUUCAUUUAGUAUUUCUUAUUUUUUGAGAAACUCAUUCAUCAUCUGCUGCCCCACCCUGAGAGUCAUACACGCACGCACGCACACACACACACACACACACACACACACACACACACACACACACACACACACACACACACACACACACACACACACACACACACACACACACACACACACACACACACACACACACACACACAAUUCUACAAUGCCCCCUUCACUCUAUAAACUAUGCUGUUACUGUGCCCUUGUCUUGUGUAGACCUACUGGUCUGGUGCCCAAGAUCUGGAUGGCACAGCUGGGGCCAAUCUCUCCCUGAUCUGCUCUGCCAACCACAUCAGUAGGAUGGCAUCCUGGCAACGUGGCAUGGCACCAGCAGCUGUUGCACUGUGGAACCAGGCUUAGGGCCUAAUGCCUACAGAUGCCUACAGAAAACCCUUUUAGGAAGUCUGUCUAAAGUUGUUUUGGGUGGAAACUGGGGUGAAUUGGGAGCGUUCAAAGCAAAAGUCUUUCUCUGUGCAAUAAACCUCCAGACAACUAUUAAGUCACAGCCCCGCAACGCCUCACCAAUAAAACUCAUUAGGGAUAUUCAUCAUCAGAUGAGAUCAACGCUCCGUCGCCGUCGGAGACGAAUGGCGUAGUCGUCCAAUAGGCCGCCCAGACUCCUCCAUUAGCACCAUAUAAGGCAGGAACCUGCAGUCGUCCCCACCAUAGCGAUUGAUGGGGCUCCCUCCACUGAAAGCUGUGAGUUCUAAUAUGAGAAAAAAAACGAGACAGACUUGUAAAAAAUAUAAAGAGUAAUCACCUCCUUGAAGCGCUGCUUGAUUCAUUCAAAUGGGGGGAUUGGAGAGAAGGGAGCGGUGGAGAAAGAGGGGAAAGAGAGAGAGUGAGAAAGGAGAAAGAGGAGGGAGAGAGGAAAGGAGGGAAAGAGAGGGAGGGUGGAAAGAGGGGGAAGGGUGGAGAAAGGGGAAAGAGGGGGAGAGGUGGAGAGAAGGAGGGGGAGAGGGAGCGGAGGGAGAGGGGCGAAAUGAGGAGGAGAGGGGAAUGAGAGGAAAGGCUGAGGUGGAAAGGAGGUAGAGGGAGGGUGAGAAGGAGGAAGAGGAGGAAUGAGAGAGGGGGAGAGAGGGGAGAGAGAGAGGAAAGAGGGAGGGAGGAAGGUGGGAGAGAGGAGGGAGGGGGGAGAAGGGGGGAGAAAGAGAGGAGAAGAAAGAGGGAGGUGAAGAGGUGGAGAGGGAGGGAGGGGGUAAAAAGAGGGGGAAGUUAGGAGGACGAGGGGAGAGAGGAGGGAAGAGGGGGGGAGGUGAGAGAGAAGAAGAGGGAGUGGGGAGAGGAGGAGAGGGAGGGAAAGAGGAGGGAGAGAGGAGGAAGGAGGAAGGUGGAGAAAGGGGGGAGAGGGGUGAGAAGAGGAGGGAGGGACGAAAGGUGGAGAGAGGGGGAAGAGGAGAGAGGGGAGGAGGGGAAAGAGGAGGAGAGGUGGAGAGGAAAGAGAGUGAAAGAGGAAGGAGAGGUGGAGAAAGGGUGGAGAGAGGAGGAUAAGACUAGGGCGAGGUGGAGAAAGGAGGGAAAGAGGAGGGCGAGGUGGAGAGAGGAGGGAAGGGAAAGAGGAGGGCGAGGUGGAAGAGAGGGAGAGGAAAGAGUAGGGAGAGGUGGAGAGAGGAGGGACAGAGGAGGGAGUGUUGGAGAGAGGAGGGAAAGAGGAGGGAGAGGUGGAGAGAAGAGUGAAAGAGGAGGGAGUGGUGGAGAGAGGAGGGAAAGAGGAGGGCGAGGGGGAGAGAGGAGGGGAGGUGGAGAAAGGAGGGAAAGAGGAGGGAGAGGUGGAGAGAAGAGGGAAAGAGGAGGGAGUGGUGGAGAGAGGAGGGAAAGAGGAGGGCGAGGUGGAGAGAGGAGGGCGAGGUGGAGAAAGGAGGGAAAGAGGAGGAGAGGUGGAGAGAGGAGGGAAAGAGGAGGGAGAGGUGGAGAGAGGAGGGAAAGAGGAGGGAAGGUGGAGAGAGGAGGGAAAGAGGAGGCGAGGUGGAGAGAGGAGGGAAAGAGGAGGGAGAGAGGGAGGGAAAGGAGGACGAGGUGGAGAAAGGAGGGAAAGAGGUGGAGAGAGGAGGGAAAGAGGAGCGCAAGGUUGGGAGAGGAGGGAAAGAGGAGGGAGAGGUGGAGAGAGGAGGGAAAGAGGAGGGCGAGGUGGAGAGAGGAGGGCAAGGUGGAGAGAGGAGGGAAAGAGGAGGGUGAGGGGGAGAAGAGGAGGGCAAGGUGGAGAGAGGAGGGAAAGAGGAGGUAGAGGUGGAGAAGGGAGGGAAAGAGGGGGGAGAUGUGGAGAGAGGAGGGAAAGAGCAGGGAGAGGUGGAGAGAGGAGGGACAGAGGAGGGAGUGGUGGAGAGAGGAGGGAAAGAGGAGGGAAAGAGGAGGGAGAGGUGGAGAGGAGGGAAGAGGGAAAGACGGAGGGGUUGGGGGGAGAGAGGGAACGAGGAGGGCGAGGUGAGAGAGGAGGGACCACGGGGGGCGAGCGUGGAGAGAGGAGGGAAGAGGAGGGGAGGGGGAGAGGGAGGGGCACCGGGCGGUAGGUGGGAGAGGAAGGGAGGGAAGGUAGGGAGAGGGGGAGAGAGGGGGAGGGACAGAGGAGGGAAAGGUUGGGGGAGAGAGGAGGGAGAAAGAGGAGGGAGAGGUGGGAGAGAGAGUAGGAGAGGAGGGAGGGGGGGGAGGAGAGAGGGAAAGAGGAGGGACGAGCGGUGGGAGAGGGGGAGGGCCGGAGGGUGGAGAAAGGAGGGAAGAGGAGGGGACGGGGAGAGAGAAGAGGGACAAGAGGAGGGAGUGGAUGGGAGAGAGGAGGGAAAAAGAGUGAGGGGAGGGGGAGGAGGGAGGGAGAGGUGGAGAAAGGAGGGUAAAAGAGGACGGGAGGGUGAGAGAGAGGAGGGAAAGAAAGAGAAAGGUGGAGAAGCAGAAAGGGGAAAGAGGAGUGGAUGGGAGAGCGGAGGGAAAGAGGAGGGACGAUGCGUUGGACGGAGAGGAGGGCGAAAGUAGGAGGGACGAGGAGGAGAGGUGGUGAACGAGGAGGACGAUGGUGGAAGAAAGGGGGGGAUAAGAGGAGGGGCAGAGGUGGAGAGAGGAGGGAAAGCGGAGCGGAGGAGGUGGAGAGAGGGAGGAUAAGGGGGGGCAAGGUUGGGGAUGAGGAGGGAAAAGAGGAGGUAGAGGUGGAGAGAGGAGGGAAAGAGGAGGGCGGAGGUGGAGAGAGGAAGGGAAAGAGGGAGGGGCAACGGGUGGAGAGAGGAAGGGAAGAGGAGGGCAAGGGGGAGAGAGGAGGGGAAAGAGGAGGGCAGGGUUGGAGAGGAUGGAAGGGGUAGAGGGGUGGAGGGAGAGGUAGGAGGUGGGCGAGGGGAGGAGGGGGAAAGAGGGAGGGCAAGGUGGAGGAGAGGAGGGGAAAAGAGGAGGGCUAGAUGUUGGAGAGAGGAGGGAAAGAGGAGGUAGAGGUUGGAAGAGAGGAGGGAAAGAGGAUGGUAGAGGUGGAGGAGACGAGCGGAAAGACGGAACGGGAGAUGUGGGAGGGAAGGGGGGAAGAGGAGGUAGAAGGUUGGAAGAGACGAGGGGAAAGGGAGGGAGAUGUGGGAGAGGAUGUGGAAAGAGGAGGUAGAGGUGAGAGGGAGGAAAGAGGAGGGAGAGGAGGGUGUGCGAGAAGGAGGGACAAGAGGAUGGGCGGGUGGAGAGAGGAGGGGACAAGGAGGGAGUGGGAGAGAGGUGGAAGAGGAGGAGAGGUGGAUAAGAGGGAAGGUAGGUGGUGGUGGAGAGGGAGGGAUGGAAAGAGGAGUGCGAGGUUGGAGGAGAGGAGGGGAACAGAGGAGGGGCGAGGUGGUGGGGAGAAAAGGAGGGAAAGAGGAGGUAGAGGUGGAGAGAGGAGGGAAAGAGGAGGUAGAGGUGGAGAGAGGAGGGAAAGAGGAGGAGAAUGAAGGGAGAAACGUAGCGGGCUUCUUCAGCUGUUGUCUCUUUAAUGUGACUGAUAGUUUCCAGGUUUUCUCUCCGUUUUCUCUUCCGCCUCAAAAACAAGGGAUGACUUAUUCAAAUUGUCAGCAUCUACUGUUGUUCUUUAUUUAUAGGGCUUUCUCAUUGCUUCGCUCCAUAUCUGGUUUUAUAGAGGGAGGAAUACUAAAGAGCAAAUAAAGUCUGUUUAGAUAUUCACAUUCGUGAUGCACGGGUCAGAUGUUUGUUCACACACACCCACCCGCAAUUGCUAAUUACCCAUCCGCAAUCACCCCACUAUAUGUGAUAAAGUGAAAAUCUGAUCCUAACUCACAAAUAUAGAAAAUGUGCUGUACAGUUCCUUUUUUCUCUCUUAAAAAAUUAUUGAACAAUGACGUUUUCCUUCAACAUUUACUCAUUUAUUUAAUUAAUAUUUAUGCCUAUUGAACAGUAGCUUAAUGUGUUGCUGAAACAACAAAUGUCAAACAAUAGCCUAAAUUGACACCUUGCACAUGCUUUUGUGAAAAAAUAGUCAAACAAUAAAUCAGAUAUUGGUCAUGCUUUUGUGAAAAUACACUGUACAAUUGGGAUACUUUUCCCUUGAACAAUUAAGUGAACAAUUAUGUUUUUCUUGAGCAUUUAGCCCUAUUCAUUGGAAAAGGCUUAUUGGACGGUAGCCUAUCGUUUUGCUGAAACGAAACAAAAUGUGAAAUGGGCUAAUAGCCUAUACCGGCAUAUGAAUGUAAAAAAAAAAAUUGAAUAAAAAAAUGAAUAGGCAUAGAAAAUAAAUAGGAUAUAACGUAACAUAAAGUUGAGAAAAUCUAAGUACCCACUGUCCAGUUAUGAAGUUAUAAUUGCUUACUUUGUCUUUCUUUUGCAGCACUGUUGAGAAACAGAAUAGCGUCCACUGUGCCAGGUUUCAGUCAGUGCGGGUAAAAUUAGGACCUAAAGCUUAGGCUUACGCACCAAUGCCAAAUAAAAAAUUAUGAAAGAAAAAUCAUCAAUGUAGCCUAUAGAUAUGAAUUGCACAAGAAUUAUACAUACAUUUUUUUAUGCAUUGUUUUCUCUUUAUUCAACCCGCCCGCAACCCACCGCCCUUCAUCCACAUAAUAUUUCAUGACCCUAAACCCGCCCGCCCCGCAGAUAUAACCACAGCGACUGCGGGUUAUGAGUCAACCCACGCACCACUAAUUCAGAUAAACACUAACAGUUGUUCUCAGAGAAAGAAAGAAAGAAAGAAAGAAAGAAAGAAAGAAAGAAAGAAAGAAAGAAAGAAAGAAAGAAAGAAAGAAAGUGAGAAAGAAAGAGAUAGAAAAGUAUCUAGAGUGUAAAUCAGUGAGAGAGAGUGGAAUUCAGGAAGUGUCUGUUUUUCUGCAAUUGGGUAUUUCAUCACCUGUAGGCCUACAUCUAAUUUAGCUGUUCAGAAAUGCAUGGAACAAGAACUUGUGCACCAACCGCACUCCAUCCCCCAUAAUUCGUCAUGUUCAUCAACCUCACCCCCUCUGUCACCCCCUUCCAGCUGGAGAGCAAGUUGGGCCAAGCUGCGCUGGCCGGGGAGGAGAAGGACCUCCAAGGACCUCCCGACCUGAAGAUGGCCCUGAAGAGGGAUCGUGAGGAGUACCAGCACCUCCUGGCCGACUCGUAUGCCGCCGUCAUGGACCUGACCAAGCAGCUGCAGAUGGGAGAGAGGAACUGGAGCCGUGAGAAGCUGGAGCUUCUAGAGCACUUCAGUCAGGAGAGAGGCCAGUGGGAGCAGAGGCUACAGAACAAGAUGGUAACUUGAUUUCAUUGCACCUCAGAGCUUCUACUCUGCUAGCAUAGUCUAGUAGUCUGGCAUAACCAUGUAUAUUGAGAGUGACACUUAGCCAUAACAUUUUACAUUUUAGUCAUUUAGCAGACGCUCUUAUCCAGAGCGACUUACAGGUAGUGAGUGCAUACAUUUUUCAUACUGGCCCCCUGUGGGAAUCGAACCCACAACCCUGGCAUUGCAAACGCCAUGCUCUACCAACUGAGCUACACGGGGCCUGAAAUAAAAACAAGAGUUUCUAUUGGACAAAUUAAGGUAUGUUUAACCCCGCUCGUUCCACUUGCUUCCGUUUAAGAAACGUUUUUCAACAGAAUCAGCAGAAUGAAUACACCCCUGAUCACGUGUAAACACAGUUCACUUUAAUAGCAGCCACGUUGUAUUCCUUCUCACAUCUAUGCGCUCUCCUCCUUUCAUCUUUUCUCUUCGUUUUUGGACUCAACACAUCAGAUGUAUGUAACUUUUGAAGCCAAACCAGAUCAUAACCGCUACACACAGCCUACAUAAGUAUUGAGAGUGACACUGACUAUCCUUGUGACAUCUAAUGACUAUCCUCUUUUUCCUUCCUCAAGGUGGUAUUUUGAUGGGGUGGAAUGGGAGGUUGUCACUGGUAGGACAUUGUGGGCUUGUAUGCAUUACGGUACUCUAUGUGGUUGAGUGUUUUCCAUAGAGCUUUCACUGUGGGGCGGAUGACUGGCCAGUAGAGGAAUGCAAGGAGAGACUGCAUGCUGCUGAACAUGAGUGUGUCUGCUGCGUGGUCUAACCACACUGGAGGCUUGUGUGUGUGUGUGUGUGUGUGUGUGUGUGUGUGUGUGUGUGUGUGUGUGUGUGUGUGUGUGUGUGUGUGUGUGUGUGUGUGUGUGUGUGUGUGUGUGUGUGUGUGUGUGUGUGUGCUUGGCAUAGUCUGACUGGCUCUACUACCAGCCCAGCCUCAUUACCUGUGUCUGUCUGGCUGUCAUCCAGUCUAUCCCAAGCUGACUGGCUGGUCUUGGAAAAUAGGACUGUCUCUCUCUCGCUCCAAUACUCAUUGUGGCAGAAAACCGCACAGGAAGCAUAGCACUGAGGCCAAGCACACAAGAGGACAUGUCAUUAUUUCGGACAGACGUCUCUUUCGCUCUCAACUAUUUUCUCCAAUCUGUCGUAGCCCUACUGUUGGUUCUGUUCGUUGUGCUUCAACAUACCCUGAAAACAAAAUCUGUUUAACAAAACAAACAAGUUGUUUCUUUUCCUUCAUGAUGUAGACAGCAGUCAUGUACUGUAGGAUUCCAUUGAACCGCCCCCAUCCUUCCUCUUCUUCCUUCCUCCCUUCCCUCCCCUCCUCUCUCCCCCUUCCUCCUCUCUCCCCCUUCCUCCUCUCUCCUUCCCCCUCUCCCUCCCCUCUCCUCUUUCCUCCCUCCCCCUCUGAAAGGAAAUGGUUUAGGUUGUGUGAAUGUGUGUGUGUGUGUGUGUGUGUGUGUGUGUGUGUGUGUGUGUGUGUGUGUGUGUGUGUGUGUGUGUGUGUGUGUGUGUGUGUGUGUGUGUGUGUGUGUGUGUGUGUGUGUGUGAGCUCAUCUCCCUGCGAGCUGAAAGGUCCUGAGUCAGUGUCACUACAUGGACAGCGAGCCCUCUGUCAGGGAGAGAUACUGUAUGUCCUUCAUGAUGGCCACAUCCUCCUCAUGUCCUCCAUUAAACACUACCUAUAAAACCUAACGGCCUGGCUGGGCAGGCAACUUAAAACCUCUCCUUGUUUCUCUCCCUUACAGUCUAUGCACGACAAAACUACCUCCGAAAGGGAAACUGCAACAGAUGCUGUUACAAAUGGAAGCAAUUUACUAAGGUAACAUUGGCUUUGAAUGUAUACAAAACUCUACAUUUCAGUUAUCAUGAAAAAUAAAUAGUAGUAGCUGAAAAAUAAUGUUUAAUGAUAUCAUUUUUCUUCUCCCAGGACCAAAUCCAUCCCGUCCAUGCCAGAGUUGGAGGGUCUGCUGGAGGCCUGUCCUUUCCUUCCGGGUCAGGAGGUCAACGGGACAGCCAAUGAGAAGGGAGAGAAGGACCAGCCCAACACCCAGGCCCCUCCCCUUCCAGCCCACACAGACCUGGGUGACCUAACCAGGAGGAACUGGAAGUACCUGACCAAUGAGGUGGCUAUGAUGGAGCAGGGUGAUACCCCCUUCAAGACAUGGGACUGCCCCAGCUCCCCCAGUAGUUUCCUGGGCCUGGGGAGCAUCCAGAGGAGCUACACGGCCCCCGACAAGACCGGCAUCCGUAUCUACUACAGCCCCCCCACCAUGCGCCGUAUGGAGAGGAUGCUGGCCAAGGAGAAGCAGGACAAACCUCAAGCCCAGCAAGGCCACCUGUCCCGGGCUUCAACUCCGUCAGACGCUGGGGCCCUGGAGGGCCAGCCUUCUUCUUCCUCCUCUGCCUCCUCCUCCUCUUCGUCCUACGACCAGUGGCUGAGCUCUCUGUCCAACCAGCACAGGGACCUUCUGGAGAACAGCAGUGUGGGUGCGGGGGUGGCGCCCUUCCACGGCCUGGAGAUCUCUGCCAACCUCUCGGACGACAUGAAGGAGAUGACCAACUGCGUGCGCCAGGCCAUCCGCUCCAGCUCUCUGGAGAGGAAGUGCAGCAAGGACGCAGGCAGCCAGACGGUGUUGGUGUCUAGCCGCUCCACCCAGACGGCCCAGUUUGUGACUGUGGGACUGCAGACAGACGGGCUCGGGUCUCGGGGGGUAGGGAGCCUCCACACUAAGUCCUCCUGGUCCCCCCGGCCUUCGUCCUCACUGGCCUCGGCCCGCUCACGCCACAUCUCCUCGUCCCUGGAUAAGGUGCACAGCCGCAUCGACAGGCCCUGCUGCUCACCCAAGUACGGCUCCCCCAAGCUUCAGCGCCGCAUCUCCGCCUCCUCCUCCAAGCUGGACGGAGGAGGGUCGUCCUCGGCAUCCUCCCGUGAUCGCAGCCUGUGGAACCUGCACCAGCGCUCCUCGACCUCCAGUGGCUCGGCCUGGGCCCGCUCCACCACCACCAGGGACAGCCCUGUGCUCAGUGGCCUCAACGACGGCCUGUCCAGCCUGUUCAGCGUGGUGGAGCACUCAGGCAGCGUGGAGUCCCUAUGGAAGAGUGAGCCGGGGGCCAGCCCAGCCCGCCAGGCAGCAGGGAAGCCCUCUGGCCCUGGCCCUGGCCCUGGCCCUGGCCCAGACACCGGAGCCCAGAAAUACGGCCCCUUCCAGGAAUUCUUCAGGAACGUGUGCGGCCGGACCGGGACGCCCAUGCCCGGGGGAGGGGAGAGAGGGCAGAGGGAGGUGGGGGCCAUGGAUGAGCCAAAGCCAGAGUGCCUCUCCGGGGCCUCGCUGGUGGGGAACGACAGUGUCACCAAGAUCGUCAACAAGAGGUUCAUGAGACAGAUGCCCAGGGAGGAGCUUGGGGCCACCGCCAGGGACCCCACCGCCAGGGACCCCACCGCCAGGGACCCCACCGCCAGGGACCCCACCGCCAGGGACCCCACCACCAGGGAUCCCACUGCCAGGGACCUGACCAUGAGCUCCAGCAUGGAGGUAGGUCCCACACACACAGACACACUCACACACAGAGAGACAGGGGCACACAUACACUCACACAGAGACAGGGGUAUACACAUGAACGCGCGCCACACACACACACCCACACACACAGGACAUCAUAUCCAAGCAUAUUAUUUAAACAGCUUUGUCUUUCAUUGGAUUGGAUUAUAACAUAACUAUGUACUGUCUCCUACCUGUCCCAGGAUGCAGUGUGUGAUUGCACCUCCCAGGCUCUGACUUCCUGCUUCGUCCGGCCCUCCCGCUCGGCCACACGCCAUUCACUGGGCCACUGCAUGCACCUCUCCCAGGAGUCUCCAACGGCAACAGAGGAGCGAUUGGAUCCAAACAAUGAGUGAUGGAUCAGAGAGAGCACGGAAGCUCACACUGCCACACACACACAUGUACAUACAUGCUGCCUCGCCAACAGACUGCCACAUACUACAGUACAGUACUGUCACAAAACGUACACACGCAAACAUCUUGGCUACACACACACAUAUAUAUAUAUAUACACCUGCAAACUGCCACACAAACACACUGCCACAUGCAUAAUGUACAUACACACAAUCCUCCACAAACUGCCACACAGAAUCACUGUCACAUGCACGCGCACACGCACAUACACAGAUGUCUACAUUGGAACUCAACCCAAGCAGCACAUUCUAUUGCCAAGGACAAAGGAAGACCACAAUCUCCUAGGAUUCCUCUUUGACCACCAUAACCACUAUCAACUACCAGCAGGACAACCCCACUUCACACACUACUCCCUAUAUAGUGCAGUAUUUAGGGAAUAGGGUGCCAUUUUGGAUGCAGACAGUGUGUGGAAUUAUAUAAUGUCAGAACCCACAACACUCUACUUUACCUGGAAUUGCACAGGGGAAAACAUACUGGACUAUUGAAUACUGGACUACUAGAAAGUGGUCUGGGAGAAGAACCUCUUUCCUCUUUCCAACCGACAGGGAUAUGAGGCGGUUGGUUAGCUGCCUGGAGAGGGACCACUUGGGAAUGCUCCCAAUCCCAAUCCCUACCCAACACCAGUCCCUUCCCAACCCGGCAUCUGGAGACCACUGUCCAAACAUCCUCCCCAACACCAAGCAGAGGAUUCUACUGGUGUGGACCACCUCUUGCCAUUGUCAACCACCAACCAUCAAAAAACGUCCGUUCAACGUUUCAUCAUUUCUUUAUGUCAACUGCCUGAUGUUAUGCCUGUCGUUUUUCCAAAGGACUUGAAUCCGAUGUAGGGCUAGGACAUUGACGUUGUUAUGAUGUACCACGUAUGAUAUGAUCCUAUGUUUUCUAAAGGUUGUUUGAAGGUUUGUCAUCUGGCUGCCACACAUUGAUAGUAUGGUGGUGAAGACUGAGUGGUGUCUUCUGUGUGUACUGUAGGCUGUAUGUGUAUAGGAGGAUCUAUACUCAGUCUAAACCCAGCUGUAAAGAUAACUCCCUGCCAGGAAAAAACACAAACUCCUUGUCUCAUUUUGAGACAAAAUGCAUUCCUUUGUUAAGUUACAAUUCCAAUGACACUCUGGGUAAUCUGUUAACUUGUGCGUGUGUUUCUCCUUCAUCGACUGUCAGUGUGUUCCUGACCUCUUUUCUCCUGCUUUGUGUAACAACGUCCUCUACAGAAGGUUAGCUCAGUACUUUCUCACGUCAUCACUCAAUUCUUGAGAUACUUUGUGUAAUAUGUUUAAUGAAAAACUGUAUUAUCUUGAAAAUGGGGGGCGAACAAAAGCCCCUGUUGUGAAGAGGGUUAUUUGUACCUUGAAAUGAAAUCCGAGACGAGAGAGACUGAGAAAUUGUCUAGUUAGAUUUGAUUGAUUCCUUCCAUUUUGGAGUGUCUCUCUAAGGUCUGAUAGCUGUCAAUCGGUCUGUUACUAUGGUGACUGUUGUAGUGUUGACUUUGAAGUGCCUGAUAGACUAGGUCAGCUCGCACCAAACUGCACGUCACAACUAGAACCCCAGAUUGUUGUUCAUAUAAUGAUUUUAGACACAAGGGGGAUAUACAGUAUACUGUACCCUUAUGUACGUCAUUCAGAAGUAACAAGUCAUCACCAACUCUUAAAAGCACGGAGAGAGAGCGAAAGGUUUACGUUCUUUUGAUACCAAGGAACUUUUUUCAGAGAAGUAAAUUAUUUGUAUUUUUUUUAUAUAUAUAUAUAUAAAUGUUUAUAUCUGUUUGUUUUUUCUCUCGGUUUGCAAUGGUGCUGAACUAAUAGUGCAGAUUCUUCCCUCAUUUUAAAAAGUGCUUUUUACAAGGCUUUUAGGUAAGAGAAAAGGCUCAGUUUUUCCUAUAUUGGCAGUGGCACACAGUAUUCUAUAUAAAUGGAUGUUGGUUAGGAGUCAGUCCCUGGCAGGAGCCUUAAUGAUGAGCAUGUCACUGUCGUAAAAACACUGAUUUGGCCAUUACCCAUGAGAGCCUCAAUGAAUGUGUAACACGAACAUACACACACCACAUCUCCCCCCCCCCCCUCGCUCUCUUUCUCCCCCUUUUCACUCUCUCUUGUUCUCUCUGUCUUUCCUCCUGUCUCUCUCCCCCCUCUCUUGCUCUACCCCCCCCCCCCCCUCUCUCUCGCUCUCUCUCUUCCCCCCUUCUUUCUUUCUCUCUAACUCUUUCUUGCUCUCUUGCUCUCUCUCUUCCCCCCUCUCUCUCUCCCCCCCUCUCUUUCACUCUUUCACUCCCCCCCCCCUCUCUCUCCCCCCCCCCCCCCCCUCUCUCUUUCACUCUCUCUCGCUCUCUCUCUCUCCAGAAGCUGAGUUAACAUGGGCAGUCAGCAGGCUCUUUUGUGUGUUGCGCUUCUUG
This is a messenger RNA of Coregonus sp. 'balchen', 49590 nucleotides long. The record is from the annotation of a GenBank genome assembly. Lineage: Eukaryota; Metazoa; Chordata; Actinopteri; Salmoniformes; Salmonidae.